AUGAGGCCUUUACAGCAAAAGGUUUGUGACCCUUUUAGCCGUUCUAAAUUCAUCCUCCACUCAGACGAAUAAAGAUUUUAACACUUUGAAUUUUGUCUUCCUGUUUGCAGAAAGGUGCUGGGUUCCUGGAAGAACAUGUAUAUAUGGCUGGCGACCACACUCCCAAAGCGUUGUUGUUGCCUCUGACCUCUUGCCGAGUGUAACCCUGUGUUGUGAUGAACAAUUGUUGUCCCUUUUCGCCUUUUCUCAUAACAGCACAUCAUGAUCCUUAAGUCCAUAUCCAUGUCCAUGUCAGCUUUUUCCCAAACAAAACUGUCGGUUACUAAAUUAUCACAUGUUCCAGAUACUGUUCCUCAGUCUAGGUGUACGCCGAGAUAUUUACAACAUGUAUUUAUGAACUACAUGAAACAUCUACUUGUUUAUAUCAAUAAAUAAUUUUAUUUCUGCUUUUGUUUUUUCAAUUUAAUGUGUUUCUUUACUUUGAAGUCCAAGAGGAAGAGUGAAAAAGCUGCUGUCAAGUUUAAAAGUAGCAAAAAAAAUGUUAAUAUUGUGUUGGACGUAUCCUUUAUUUACUGUAUUUAAUGAGUGAUUGUGUGAAAUGCACAGAAGAGAGUGUAAAAACUUGACAAACAGAGGAUCAUUGUUAUCAUGCAUUACUGGAGCUUUUUGUCCAUAAAGGCCACCGUCUCUUAACCAACUAUAGGGUGAGCAAGGGAGUUUUUUUAAUCUAGAAUCUGACUAAUAGUUUUUGGUUAAUGUUCCUUUUACUAAACACUCGAUUUUUAGGUUUUCAGGAUGUUUAAGUGAAUUUGAGAAGUCUCUAACUCAGCAGCGUCACUUUAAAAAAUAGUUAAACUUAAUGAUAAAAAAACUGGUUGGUGCAGAGGAGGUUGGAUAUUCAUGUGAAGAUAAAAAAAUAAAAGUCCUUAAACAAGCGUUUGACUCAUUUAAAAGCUCCUGUAUAGAUCUUUGUUUUAAAGUUGAUUUUGGCGCCCCCUGUGGACAAAGACUUAAAUCUUCUGUCUUGCUGUAAGCUUGCUGAGAUCAGAAUUUUUAAAGAAAUCUCAUCUUUUAGUCUGCCAGCAGCCAAAUGUAUCACCUGCUGACGAGUCUCUAAAUCAUUUGGUUUGACAUCAACCUCCUUUCAGCAGUUUUAGGCAUUAAAAACUAAAAUAUAGAGACUGUCUGCCUCGGUACUAAUGGUCUUGUUGUUUUAGUGAGUCAUUUAGAGGCAUCUUUUUUAAUUUCCAACAGUUUUACAGCCAGUUAAAAACUUCUCACGGCAUUUGAUUAUAAAAACCAAAAGACGGCUCCAUAACAAUAAAGAUAAUGAAUAAAACUUAACCAGACACUUAUAUUUUAACAGAGCCUGUCAGCUACUCCAAAGCAGAGAACAGAAAUGUUUCUGAAUGAACCUCCAGCUCAGUAUCAAUGAGCUGCUGUAGACCAGUGACAACCCUGAGUCAGCAGCUCCGGUCAUUUGGCUCGAACAGACCCAAGAGCAAAUCCCAGUAUGCUUGGAUUUCCAUAAUAGUAAUACCAGCCGAUAAUACUGAUCUUGUAACUAUUUGGUACUGCGAGUUACUGGCAUAGUGAUACAGGGGCAGCAUGCCAGACAUAUCCAGGUUACAGAGACACAUGGGUUCACACAGAGGCUGACAAAAUUAGCCUCAGUGCUCCAUCUGGCUGUGGUUAUUUUAGGAGUGAGGAGAUCAACUGUUCAGAUGUACUUUUCUACUACUUUAAGAAACAUUAAGAAGGAAAGGAUUUCUUAUGAAUGUAAGAAAUGAGCGACAUGAAAACACACCUUUCUCAGCCUGAUCAUGUUCUCUUAGACUUGGUGGCAGGUUGGUGACAAAAAUAGAUUUGAAAGCAGAACAAAACCUUCAUAUUAUUGCAUUGAGAUAAUGAUUAAGUCAGUAAAUAAGCUUCAUAGUUUCAUGAACAGAAAAAUGAACCUGCUUCUUUGAGUGUGGCGCCCUCUUGUGUUAUAACCUAGCACCACAGGUUGACUAUUAAACAGAGGAUCAAGAGAGCUGUAAAAUCUGAACACAUUCAUAAAUUUCUGCCUCCAUGGGUGACAAACUACAGCGUUAAAAUUAACAGUCCAAGUAAUAUAAAGUAAAUUAAUUUAAUCUGAGUGUGAAGCAGAAUCCCGGUGAUUUAAGGCUCCGUUUUUCACAGAUGUGUGUCUUUAACCUGAAUGGAUCUCAGAUCUACUUCUGGAGGGUCCCCCGGUGCUGACACGCUGCAAUAGGGUCAGGGAGCGAGAGAUUUACGGCCUAAAUUAGAUCCUGCACCGAGAAAAAGUUUCAACCCUCCGAUGAAAAAACCUCCACUGAAACAUGGAAUCACAAUUUAAGAGCGUACUAACUUUAGUGUUAUGAAUCCAAGUGAGAUCUGUUAGGACUGUAAAAAUAAACAGAAUGAUAGUUACUCAGGGUUGGAAGUACCAACACAAGUUAUAUUGAGGUAAGGGACAAGAAUAUAGUGUUAAAUUGUAGUUUACAGUAUUGAAAGAGAGAAAAACUUUGUCCAACGGUUAGCCAAACAACUCUUAUGCUAAGCUAGCUGCUAAUGCUAAUGCUAACACCUGAGACACCUGAACGGCUCCUGUUAGCGCGACAGACCGAGUCCAUCUAAACAUCCAGGAUUUAACCAACUUCAUCAACUGUGAGCCAUGGAGGACUUAUUUCCAGGUAUGUUGUUUUCCUUUAUUUUAAUUACUAAUUCUGCUGUUUUUAAAUAAUUUUAUUUGCGAUAUACAGACAAGAGACGGACUAGAGUAGGGGAGACCGGGGCUUGUUGUCACACUUUUUACACUCAUAUAUUUCUUGGAAUCAAUACAUCAUAUGUAAACAGAAUGUGUACCACAAGAAAGACCGAAGUCUCAAGUAUAUAUUUGGUAUUCAUGUCAUUUUCAUAUCUUGUGUCAGUGCAGAGCAAUCAAAUAGAGAGUGUGAACAUGUGACGUGUUGCCCCACCAUCGGUAAGUUGUCUCACAACAUGGGGUAAGAUGUCAGUGGAUUUUGCAGCUAAUAAAACAAGCACAAAAUUAUUGUUGUUAUAUUUUUACAUGAAAGUGAACAGUUGGGCACAGAAAAUAUUUAUCAUUGAGCUAGAAAAAGUCGUUGAACAUAGCCAUCAAACAAACGUUAACAUAAAAUAUUAUCAACAUACUCUGGAGUUUUGGAGAUCUGUCUGACUCUGUAUUUUGGCUGGGGUGAAUAUUUUGCAGUACCGAGCUGAGGUAUGGUAGUUGACAUUAAAGUCCUUUAUUGUCCUCCAGAUUGAUUUAUUAGCGAGGGUCACCUGUCUGACAGUCCUCAGCAUCACGUCAGGAACUGCACUGACAUGUUCACUUUUUCUUUUUCAAUUCCUGACCAUGUAUUUUCGCUUUCUCUUCUCUUUUCAACCACUCUUCUCUGUAAAAAUAAAGCCAAAAUUUCAAUAUGACAACUGCUCUGUGUUCUCUGUGUUAAUUUUAAUCCCUUUUAAACAUGUGAAAACUAACCCCAAAAUGACUGAGACAUAUUGCCCCAAACUACCAUGUUUGCUAAUUUGAGCUCUAGCUUAAAGUUAGUUUGAAACAGAACAAUGACUGAGGUAUGACAGAAUUUCUGAAUCUCUCCUCUAACAAGUCGACAUGUUUCACUGUUAUGAUUUUUAUCUGGAAGAAGCUUAUUUUAAAAUAUAUGAAGUUAUUUUUUUAUUUACUUUGGGUUGUGUGAAAUGGUUAAUUGGCACUAAUCUUAGCUCACAAUGUGCCACUUACCCAUGUGACAACAAGCCCUGGUCUCCCCUACUGAGGCAAAGUUAAGCUAACAUUACUUCCCUAAGGCACUUUGAUAAGUAGUACUAGUAGUCUUUGUAGUAGCAGUAGUAAAUGCUGAAAUGUAUUCUAAUGAUUGCAUAAAACUGGUCAGCAUGUAGCAUUAACAUCUAAUUUCCUUGCAGAGCAGGUAAUAUGAUCAAUUUUCGUUGCUAACCUUUAAUUUUUAAAUUUAAUAUUUUGGGCUAAAGAGACUUGUAGAUUUACCUUUAUCAAAUUAAACUGCCCCAGACACAAUUUCAAUCUCUAUUCUCAAUACUGAUUUAGCUCUGUGUCUCAGUUUCCUCCCUUGUAUUAAACCUUAAUCCGUUCUGAAUGAGACAAUCACAAAACAUCCUGUGGCUGAAAACUGAAAAACAUGAAAACUUUCACCUCCAUCACUCCGACCCUGGAGCAGGAAUAGAAACAAAUGAGCUUGGUGGGAUGUGGAGUUGAUGAAAAGGUAGGAGGCUUUUGUGAUGCAGCAUCUCUGAGUCAUCUGCUGGUGCUGCUCUAAUCGUUGGUAAUGGACUGAGCCCGGCCUGGCUGCUGUUAUGUCAAGGGUAACGCCAAAGGCAAUGAAAUGGUUCAUCCACCUUGAAGGGGAGUCUGGCUGCUUUUUCGCUGCAGAGGUUUUGGCAGUGUUCCCAGAAGGUUUAAUAAGUGUAAUGGUGAAACUGGCACUCACACCGGUGUCCUGUUGUUACUUUUCAUUAACAAAUGUUGCACGUUUAAAUCAGUCGGCGGACUCUUCGAGGACACUUUUUUGAUUGGUCUGAGACUUGGGCAGCUGAGGUGAUAUGAGCAAAUGAUGCUGUUUUGUAAAGUUGAAGUACAGACUAUUAAUAAUGGGUGUAGCCCCUGUGGUGUCUCUUUUUGUCCGUUUUAGGCGUUGACUUUUUUCAUUUGGCUGCCACUGUGUUGGUUUUCUGGAGCCAGCAGUGAACACACUGAGACCGAAGAAUGACUCUGGAGAAGAAUGUUUGGUACAUGCCAAGUUAUCAAAGCUAAACAGUCUGCCUAAUCCUUCACUGACGAAUAUUCUGGUGUAGUGUUGGGCGGUAUGAACAAAAUCUUAUAUUAAGGUGUGAGUAUUUUGAUAUCACGGUGCAGCAGGUGCGUCACCCAUCUUUUGGCUCUCAAAAUAGAUCUUGGCGUGUUUCAUCUUUAGGUGGUGGAAGAGGUUUCUGGUGUUUCCUCCUCCAGCAACAACAGCCACACCACACUCUUUGCAUAGUAUUGUUUUUUUGAUCAUUGUCCAUUUUCUAAAUCUGAAGAAUCUCCAAACAACCGAUGUCGCGACUCGCACCCUUUUUUGGAACAAGUUCCUCCUCCUCUUCCUGGUGUUGGGUGGGUCAGGCUGCCUCCGUUUGCUCGGUACUGCCACUUAUCUCCGUGUCCACCAUGACCACCACCAGGGAAGCUGUUUCUUCAUAGUCAAAACUAUGCCAAGCAGUCUGCUGGACACGCUGGUGAUUAUCGGGAGCGCACCUAAACCUGACCAAUCAAAUGAGCAAACAAACUCCGCACGACACGCUGGUGAAUAUAUGGAAAUGCACCCAAAAGGACGCACUCCGGCUUUCCUGUUAGCGAGCGUAGACAACUCCACACUGACUCAGAGAGAUGCAGCAGAUAUCUGCUCUCUCUCUCUCUCUCCAGUAUAAACGGUAGAGCAACAUUUCUACGGUAGACACUUUUAUACCGUCACACAGUUUACACCGUCUUACCGCCCAACUCUAUUCUGGUGGCCUGAUUGAGGUUUUUCUUCUGGUUGUUGCUGAUUAUUGUUGUUUAUUUUGUUGCCUAUAAGAACAAGGAGCUUUCAGCUCAUCAGGGCCCCCCGGCGUGAUGAGGGCUCCACAGAGAUAGCGCCCCCAUCACGCCUACAGAUGAGCUAACAUCUGCCAUCAGUGUUUACUGCAGUUAUCUCUGCUCUGUUGCUCCACUUUGGGUUUAUAGGGAUGGAUUCAAAGUCAAUAUGAUUUAUUUUUCUGUUGUUUAGACCCAGUGGAAAACACGUCUACUCCUCUUCAGCGUGAGUUGUUUAAUUUCGUAUGCCAUGUAAGAUGAGUUAAACCUUUACCUGCCUAUGGAUCCAGUAUAAACAGGGCAAGAUUUCCACAAACCCAGAAACAUGACUCACAGAUGCUAAAACAGUUGUAAGAUUCAGCAUGUGCGUUAUUGUUUUGCAGAAAGUGUUUUCUGUGGCACCCAGCUGUCUCUCAAAGCACUUAAUAAUGCAUAAAUGAAAAGCUCGAUUUACUUUUACGGAGAGGGCUCAUAUAUGUGUCCUUUACUCAUGAAAGUAAUAUUUUCAAACACUGAAAACAAAGCGUCCUUCCUCCACCGCUGUACGUCUCACACUUCCUUUCUAAUCUCGCCAAUCUGCUCUGAUGAAGUCGUCGGUCUCUGUGCUCGGGCGAGGUCAUGCCUCAUCUUUAAGUUUCCAACCAUCUUGCACAAACUCUCUUCAAAACAUCCCGCAAUCUUCAAUGUAGUCCUCUUUGUUGUCUUUUGCCGCUCUGGCUCAAAUUGUUGGCCAUACAUGUCCCAAUACUGAUAUCCACCAUUUCUUGUGGUACUGCAGUGUUUGUCCCAUAAGCUUCCAGCAGAAAUACAGGGGAAAAGAGCGCAGAGUAAAAGCAGAGGGCUCCGAGGCACAGAUAGAGCCUUUAGUGUCCAACACAAACGUAUGUAUUUCUUUACAGAUGAGCAGAAACCUGUAGCUGUAGAGUGAUAGAGAAACUCUGCUGUGGAAAAUGUGAAUAAGAUUCACAAGUGUAACAGCUGGAAAAUGUACAUUAUUUUAAUCUUACAGCUAACGUAAACAUUUGAAUUGAAGGAAACAGCCUGUAAGCUAAUUUAGCAGCCUGUUUGCUAAGCUAUAAGCUAACAUAAGGUUUCUCUGAGAUUCAUGUUAAAAGUCCAUGUUGGGAUUCACCAAAAAUAAACAACAUACCUUCAUUGACUCACUCCAAAACUGCACUAACUUAAUGAGCUCAUGGAGCCACAGCAUCUAUGGAAGAAAACAAACAUUUGUAAAUACACCGGCAUGAUGAGAACAAACUAUUGUAACAAACACCAUUCCUGAGAAAGAUUUAUUUGGCUUGUGCUCAGAUUUAUAGUUUUACUUACAUUUUAUUUGUCAUGGAGGAGGUUGAUGACUAACACUGCAGCUAUAAAGGAGUUCACGUUAACUCUUUUUGCUUUCCAGUCAGUAUAGACUAAUGGGAUCUGUAUUCAUACACGGUCUAUGUGAUUAAUGCACUUUUGGAGCCACCCUCUAGUGGCCACUUGCUGAAAUGCAGUUUUGGGUACUCUCACCACUGCUCAGCUUCUACUUGAGAUGUUUUUUUUAUUCAUCUGUUGUUAAAAUCCAAACAAUUUAAGAGGAUUAUGUUUUUGUAUGCAGCACACUGCCUCACAAUUACUUAAAACACACACACACACACACACACACACACACACACACACACACACACACACACACACGAAAACACAUACACACAGUAUUUUUCAAAGCAGAGUGGAUUUCCCUGGAGGAGCCUGCAGUGGCAGUGUGAGACAGCUCUCCACUGCUGCCCAGUAUAGAAAGCGAGGUCGUCUAUUGAUUUCAGAUGGCAGAAUGAGACUUCAUUAAGUCAAUUUAAUUAAAUCUGAGAAGCUUCAUCGUUGAGUGGAAAGAACAGGAGCAAAUUUUCAGCCUUUAUUUUCUCCAGUUUCUGAGUGUUUGUUUCAUUUAGGAGUUUAAUUUUUUGGACAUUUUUAUUUCGAGGUAAUACUGAAGCUCAUAAAACAUGAAUAAAUGUGAGAUAUUAAGCUGCCUGUACCAUCAGCAGGCGCCGUCAUGUUAGAUUUGAUGUCUUUCUGCAACAUACAGACUGACUCCCUCUUGACUUUUACAUUUUAUGUUUAAUUAGCAGACUCUAUAAUCUCCUUAAUGAGGCGGCGGCAGCAGAGAUCUGUCACUCCUGCGGCUUAUCCCACCUUCUGCUCUCUGUUCAAUAAUUCAGGAGUUACAUGUUCGAUGACUGUAAACAAGAAAGAGAGGAAACAGUUUCCUCGUUAUGUUGCUGCUGCUGCUGCUGUAUCUGCCCGAGCUUCACAUCAACUGCUGCUGUGAGGAGGAAAAAAAAAGAAAAAACAACUUCCCAUCUGUGUUCUGACUCUAUACUGCAGCAAAACCAGCCCGAGCAGACCGGUAACACCCCCUCACCCAUCCUCCCCUCUCCUCCUCCUCCUCCUCCUCCUCCUCCUCCUCCCUCCUUCUAUCCUCCCUGGUCCUCACACCUCACUGCACACUCAGGUUCCUGCAGAGUUCCUGCAGCAGAGAGGCACAGGAACUAAAGCCGAGCUCUGUGAGAGCCACUGCAGCCUGCUGGUUACCGUCUUCUUCUUCUUCUUCUUCACCUCUCCACUCAUUGAUUCCUCCGGCUUUCGAGCCACCCUCCCUCUCCUCCUCCCUCUCUUCCUCCUUUCUCCUCCUGCGCCUAAUUCUCAAGGCUCAGCACUCCCCGUCUCCCUGUACUGAGGGGAAAAGUGAUAGAGCAAGAAGGAAAAGAGGAGGAGCGGCGUUGUUAGUGCGCCACAGAAAAGCUGCCCCCCUCCCUCCCUCCCUCCCUCCAGUACCCAAUUGAUGACAAGGAGGGUUUUUAUUGAGUCACUCCUCAGCCAAUGAGCGAACAUUGCCGGGAAAUACAGCAGAGGAACCGCACCGGCUCUGCUGCUUGUGCUGAUUUCACUGUGUGAGAAUAAUGUUCAUCUGUGUGUGAGUGUUUCUGUCAUCUGAGCACACCUCUGCAGCAUCAGGGAAAGUCUGCUUUGCUCCGUGGACAGGUGAAACUGGGACCUAGACCAGCAGCACUGCUGGUUUUGAGAUGUCUUUGAAAAGUGGGAUGAACCAAAGUGCAGAUUUUUAAAACCUUUUUCUUCUUCUUCUCUUCUCCCCGAGGCUCUUCCCCCCCGUGUCCACUCCUCACUCCUCGCUCAGGAGGCGGCGCAUCUCCGUCCAAGGUAAGCAGCAUUUCCUCCUCUUCUUCAUCAGUUAAUGGGUCUGUUCUGUGUGCCGGGUUGUCACAGAGGCACCUAGCCUCAUUACGCUGUUCUGUCUGAAUGAGAGGAGAGGAGCGAGAAAAAAAGCUCUGCAGAGAGAGGGAAAGAGAGGAGAACUGGCUCAGGGGUAAUUAGAGCAGACGCUGUUAGCCGGUCGCCUCUUAUUUUAACGCAGAGAGUCUUAAAGUCGAAGCAAAUCUGAACUUUUACCACAUGCAGGUGAGUCCUCAUGGCUGGUGCGUAGUGCUGCAGUAUAAUGUUACAUAUACAAACGUGUGUGUGAUGGUGAAACCUGAGAACGGGGUUUCUUCCACUGUAGACAAAACAAUGAAGCUCAAUGGGUUGAUUUCUUUUAACAUAAAUAAGAGGAAACUGAUUAAAAGUGAAAGAUCUUUGUUUGUUUUCUCAUGAACAAGAACAGAAACAAAGACUUUGAUGUAGAAAGGAAAACGUUUUUCUCUUCUGUCCAUCAGUGUUUCCUCUCCGGGGCUUUUUCCUUCAGUGUGUCAGUCUUCAAAUGGAUGAUGAGAGUCAGCUCACUGUGAUACAGUAAAAGCUCUGAGGGAAUGACUGAGUGCGUGUGUGUGUAUGUGUGUGUGUGCAAAGUCAAAUCUGCUGAGCUAGCAGGAGUGAAGGGUCCACGUAAGAGUCUGCAGAGCUGACUGUAUCGGUGGGAAACUGUGUCGCCUUAAUGGAGGUGAAACCAAUAAACAUCAAACACCGUUAAAACCCUUUUCUUCGUAGCAUUUCAGUGACAAACUCCCUCAGCGGGCCGUAGUGGAGGGUGUUAGUCUCAAUAAGCUGCAUUUUAAUGUUGCGCAUUGGCCUCUCAUGGGCACUGAUUACACUUUAGCGUAAAUACAGCCCCCCUCUAAAGCUUCUACUCAUUUUUCUUUGUUUCCCAAAUAAAAAUGAGUCUAUUCUCUGUCCCAUUCAUCAAAAUUGUUGUUUCGUCUUCACUCUGCUGCUGUAUGUUCCCAUCCUGAUUAUAAUGCAGUUCAGGUGACGCGCCGAGUUCCUCAGUCCCUCGGGAUCUUUUGAGUACAUGACGGGGACACUCCAGAGAGUGUGUGUGAGCCAAAUGAGGACUUCCUUUUGGCAUCAGCAGAGGUGAACUGAGGGGUGUGUGUAGCUGCAGUAUGUCGGUACUUCACACACGUAUACACUCACACUGACUCAUGCAGCUCCUCAGUCCCACAUAGUGCUGUAUGUACCUGCUGUGGUGCAUUUUGUGCUGCAUUAGAAGUCAAACAGGUCUGAAGUACCAGGAUUUUCUAUAAUACACAGUCCAGGUCCUGUUUAGAUGUGAAACUGCACCACAGAUGGUCAACCUUUAAGAUUAUAACUUUAAUAUUCACCUGAAAUGUCAUUUCCAUUGUCUCUAAUGAAUGAUAACUAAAGAGGGCAAACAGAUAAACAGGUUUGUCUGUAAGAAUAACUGAAUUUCAGGGUUUAACGCGGUCAGAUGGAGCAGUUUAAAACCACAUUCAUGAUUCUUUCUCUCUCAUCAUCUGAAGUUUGUGUUUUCCUGCUGAAUCUGCUGAGACGCUCUGAGAGGAUAAAUCAUACUGCACAGUGUUGCAGUCUGUGUUUGGAGUGUUGUGAUGAAGUCAGCAAAACAUUUUUUUAGAUGAGACGUACAAUAGUUUGUUCCAGUGUCAGAUUUAUAGACCUGGAGUCUUUAUUUGUGUAUUUGCAGCGCUGUGAGUGGAGGGCAGGUGAAGAUACUGGGUCAUCCUCCCUAUAAUGUUGAUCUGUACUUCAGUACAUGCAUUUAAUACGACAAUGUUGGGCAUAUUUAUAAACUGCUGCAAAGUCUCAUAACAUGAGAUACUUGGAUGGCGAUGUAGCUACCUGAUCCGUCCCGGAAACCCGAUUUGUAUGUGCGAAACGUACGUCACUUCCUCUACUAGCCAUCUUUGCGACAGCUUGGACAUUUGUUUGACAGCUUCGGCAUCAGCGAGCUCGCUACUGUCAGAAUCGACACUUCAGUUUAUCACCAGCAACACAGUUUUCCCCAGAACAGAGUACUUCCCCCGACUGAAGCAGAGCGCCAGAAAGUCAAGAGAAUGGCGCCCAGUUUUACGAUCAAAGGUUCCUACUACAGCUUGAUUGUAAAAUUGCAACGUAGUUGGAGAACGCUUGAUUGAAUGUGAAUAUUUCAUUGCUGUAUAAAAACAUUGUCCAUAGUAUGUAGGCUUAUGAUAAUUAAUUUAAUUUAUAAAAUAAAUAAAAUAAAUCCCCCCUUGAUACUUUGCAAAGUCAGAGAACCACAAUUUUGACCAGGUGGUGGCGCUCUCUGUGGCCCAAAAGGUCUUACUGUGCUGGGCAGGAACUCUGGCGAAUGCCCUGGCAUUAGCUCUGUAGCCUCCUGUUAGCUAGCCUGUCACAUCACCAGCCGGUUUCUGAAAUCGAUCGGUAGUUUAAAUAAAUUUUCUGAGGUGACGUAAAUUUGCACCUGUGCAGUACGGAUAGGGUAGGUAGCAAUACUAACGACUUACUGACGUAAAAUGCAUUGAAAUACGAGGAGAAGAAGUGAUAUACACUCACCGGCCACUUUAUUAGGUACACCUGUCCAACUGCUCGUUAACACUUAAUUUCUAAUCAGCCAAUCACAUGGCGGCAACUUAGUGCAUUUAGGCAUGUAGACAUGGUCAAGACAAUCUCCUGCAGUUCAAACCGAGCAUCAGUAUGGGGAAGAAAGGUGAUUUGAGUGACUUUGAACGUGGCAUGGUUGUUGGUGCCAGAAGGGCUGGUCUGAGUAUUUCAGAAACUGCUGAUCUACUGGGAUUUUCACGCACAACCAUCUCUAGGGUUUACAGAUAAUGGUCCGAAAAAGAAAAAAUAUCCAGUGAGCGGCAGUUCUGUGGGCGGAAAUGCCUUGUUGAUGCCAGAGGUCAGAGGAGAAUGGCCAGACUGGUUCGAGCUGAUAGAAAGGCAACAGUGACUCAAAUAACCACCCGUUACAACCAAGGUAGGCAGAAGAGCAUCUCUGAACGCACAGUACGUCGAACUUUGAGGCAGAUGGGCUACAGCAGCAGAAGAACACGCCGGGUGCCACUCCUUUCAGCUAAGAACAGGAAACUGAGGCUACAAUUUGCACAAGCUCAUCGAAAUUGGACAAUAGAAGAUUGGAAAAACGUUGCCUGGUCUGAUGAGUCUCGAUUUCUGCUGCGACAUUCAGAUGGUAGGGUCAGAAUUUGGCGUCAACAACAUGAAAGCAUGGAUCCAUCCUGCCUUGUAUCAACGGUUCAGGCUGGUGGUGGUGGUGUCAUGGUGUGGGGAAUAUUUUCUUGGCACUCUUUGGGCCCCUUGGUACCAAUUGAGCAUCGUUGCAACGCCACAGCCUACCUGAGUAUUGUUGCUGACCAUGUCCAUCCCUUUAUGACCACAAUGUACCCAACUUCUGAUGGCUACUUUCAGCAGGAUAAUGCGCCAUGUCAUAAAGCUGGAAUCAUCUCAGACUGGUUUCUUGAACAUGACAAUGAGUUCACUGUACUCAAAUGGCCUCCACAGUCACCAGAUCUCAAUCCAAUAGAGCAUCUUUGGGAUGUGGUGGAACGGGAGAUUCGCAUCAUGGAUGUGCAGCCGACAAAUCUGCGGCAACUGUGUGAUGCCAUCAUGUCAAUAUGGACCAAGCUCUCUGAGGAAUGCUUCCAGGACCUUGUUGAAUCUAUGCCACGAAGAAUUGAGGCAGUUCUGAAGGCAAAAGGGGGUCCAACCCGUUACUAGCAUGGUGUACCUAAUAAAGUGGCCGGUGAGUGUAUGUUUCGCACAUGUGCGGUACAAAUCGGGUUCCUGGGACGGAUCGGGCAGCGACAGGCGGCGUAAUCCCUGUGUGUUUUCCUGGCUCUUUUAGCCGCUUGUUUUAAGGUUGUGCUGCCUGCUGCCCACCCAGGAGCUGUGACGUCCAGUUUUUACUGCACUUUGUCGAUUCAGUAAAUAUGUCGCUCAUAAGUUUUAGUUGUGAAGAAAAGUCACAUCCGUAUUCUUUUCCUAAAAGUGGAGACCGGGAUUGAGAGAUGACCAGUCCAAGUGAGAACUCAACAAGAGCAAAAUGACGUCGGUUAUUGUUGUAAAUUUCAGUAUCGGUAAAUUUUCGGUUUAUCGCCCAGCCCUAAGAACAAGGAUUUAUCCAGAGAAAAGAACUUCUGGUUAACAUGGCUUUCCAAGAUUGAUUUACUUUGAUGAUUAUGUUGUGAUUUUUUUGCUUACAUCACAGGUGUGUACGCUCUGUCAUGAAAGGGUUGAUUUUUUUCUCGUGUUAAAGUUUGUUUGAUUGAUCGAAGUGAACAGCUAACGUCCUGAGUCUGUUCAAGGUGUUUUAUUUUGAAAGUUCUUGGAUGGUAUCUGCCAUCCCCGUGUCUAACUUCCUGUCCAGAUCAAUCGGCUCCGUUCAGCUUGACUCAUGCUGGAUAUGCUUGAAAAUAGACUUGGCGUGUAUUUUUAGUGGAGCAGAGCCGAGACUCUUCUGGCGUGCGUCAUGGAGCUUCCUGUGGAAAUGGAAGCAUUGACUGGCUGCGGGUCAGCGCUCGUGGGUUCAGUUCAGCUCUGGGGGGGCAGCACAGGUGGAUACUGAGGAACUAAAGGGGUUGGCCUUUUAAACCUUAACCAAUCAGGUCAGCCCCUGUUUACAGACCAUCCUUAUGAAUUAGCCUCAGGUAUAGACUAUUCAACCGCUGCAGUGAAGGCCGCAACGCCAAGCUCGAGGCUUCGAGAGGUCAAUCUGUAAAUCAAUGUGUGAUGUUACAGUGGCCUCUCUGCUCUUACUAUAGUCCUGAACACGGCCUUUCUUUUCCAUCAAUAUUGUUAUUGACUGUUAAAAGCCUCCUGAAUCUAUCAGUGUUUUUAAAGUAAAGAUCUACAAGUGUUUGAAAUCUGAGAACAGUCACAGGUGUAAGACUGACGUUAACCGAUCGUCUUCUUCCAAAGACUGAAGCAGAACAGAAAGUUUAGUUUCUGCAUCUUCAUGAGGAGUUGAAAUUAAAUCAAGUUUGUCUUCUUUAGUUUCAGUCUGAGCAAACAGCAAAGACGUGUGUGGAUUUAUCCCUCUUCAGGUUUUCUACAUUCAAGCUCAAACUCAGAUUUCUCACCAGCAGGAAACUCUCAUUCAAGCUUCAUUUACGCAUGUCUGACCGUCUUUAAAUAUUUCAUAGACAGUUCCUGCAGUCGUACGGAGGCGUCUUUGAGCUCCUCUUAAGUUUCCACAUUACACCCGCCCCCCCGAGGAGAGGUGAGCCCGCCUGAAGGACUUCUGCUGCUUGAUGGUUCAUGAAAUGGGAUUGUGUGGUGUAGCCUAUAAUCUCAUCCUGACUAAACUGAGCUCUUCUUUCACAGGCUGUCAGGUGCAUCAAUGAACACAGAGCCCACCGUUGAUGUUUUUCAAUUUGUGCUCGACGCCCACAAACGCUACAGUGUACGCAGUGAUCCCGGCCCACAUAAUGACCCUCCUGAUGUGUUUGUGUUGAGAGACGUUUUGACAUCUAUCACAGGGAUGUCAGGGGAGAUGUUUUGAGGUCUUCAGAGCCUCCCUGUGAAAGUUGCUGAGCUGAUGUCUCUGCCUGUGCUGCAGUGCGUUUUCUGUUAGACGAGUGCCGUCAGCACUACACAUCUCUGCCGGAGGGCACACUAGAUUUGUUUAACCUGUCUGUAAGAGAGGAAUCUGAGAAACCGGACCUUUAGCCCUUUUUGCUUCAACUGUAAUCAAUCUGCUGUCAAAUGUUGGCAAAGACCGAGCGUUUAGUGGAUGAUUUAUAGAGAUGAUUAAAACAGACGUUGAUGCUAAACCUUCAGAGGCUUUCUGUGGAGAGAGAGGAGGGAGAUUCAGCUCAAACGCAGGGGCGGAUCCAGAGAGGUUGCAAAGGGUGGCAGCCCCUCAUCCCCUCUUGAAACAUGAUUGGCCACCCCAGGUGCCACCUCAAAAUCUAUAGCUGUGAUUGGCUGUUUUUCUUGUCAGAGGCAGAACAUUUUUGUGGUGAUGUAAAAAAAUCUACAACACAUACCUUUAACUUAAACUCCUGUGCGAUAACACAGGAGUGUUCGCACCCAAGUGGAGCCACAAGAAAAUAUAUAUAUGUGUUUAUAUUUGUUUUCUGUUUUGUUUUGUUUUGUGUCAUUUUUUGGCAUUUGUUAACUUUAAUGGGAAGGACAGACAUGAAAUGGGGGCGAUAAAGAGAGGGGAGAAGACAGGCAGCAUAUGGUCGGGGCCAAACUCGAGCCCACGAGUGCUGUGAGGACCAUAGUCCCUGUACAUGGAACACGCUAACCUGCUAGGCUAUCUGCGUGCCCCAGAAAAAUGUAUUUUUGACAGAAAGUGCAGGAUUUUUUUGCAGCUUUUAAAUAACUGAUUCUGUCUCACUGAAUAGAUGAGGAAGUUGUUUUUUUAAAGCUCCUGUGAGGAGCUUUCUGCUUGUGUCAAUUUUGGCGCCCCCUUGUUGACAAAGUUGUCUUUGCCCAUGCCUAAGUCGUGACUUUUGACCCUGAAAAAGGGACAUUUUUUCAUCAGUAGUAAAUCAUAAAAGCAGGACUGUUUCUUCAGCUGCUCGGCUGUCACUUACCCCCUCCUGCAGUUGUUUCAGCCAUUAAAAAUUAAGAUACAAAGACCUUUAAUCCUGUCACUGUAGGUCCUUUUGGCUUUUGGAGAUCAUGAAAAAGCAUCUGUAUCAGUUUAGGUCUAUUUUAUGAACAUUAAAAAACUUCUCAUAGUAGCUUUAAAUUUACAGUAACUUCACAUGAGUUACAUCUAAGUGCAGGGAAAGCCACUCAGUCCCAUUAAGCAAUUUUAACAACAGUCCUAUAUAGGGCUGGGCGAUGUGGGCUAAAAAUAAAAUCGGACUUUUUCUUUUCUUUCUUUAAAAAAAAAAAAAAAAUAGAUUCAUGUUUUUAUUGAUUUGUUUCUCCUCCAAAUCAAACAUGACUCCAAACACUGUGGCUUGUUUAAGGUCUGACACCACAAAAACAGAACAUUUCUAUAUGACGUAUUUUUGGGGGACGAAUAGACUCUUCACUUACGCCUCAGCAGCCACGUUGUUGUUGGCAGGAUCCCCGGGCGAGCAAGAAAGAAAACCCCAUAAUGGAUUUAAUGGAUUUAUCACACAGCCCUAGUCGGGGUUGGCCCCCUUGACCACCCUUCUGGACACGCCCAUGCUCCUGCAGUAAGACUGUAUUCACUCCUGCAGGAGGUGAACAGUGAAGCACAAGGAGUAAUGCCAGCUUUAAAGGAUAGUAAAGGAGCGAGAAUAGAUUUAAAGAGACCGAGCUCUGCAGCAGUUUAUUGAUCAAUUGAUUUGUACAUCUGAGGAAAUGAACUCAGACUUUUAUGAUCACUUAUCAAUUAGACUGAAAACCACAAACAUCAAAUGGUUAUCACUCUCUUUAAACUGUUUUUUUCAGUUUCUUUAUUGAGUAUCAAAGAGAAAAAGACGACAUUUGCAAAACCUCACUUCUGACUUUGAGUAUAAAUAUAUAUUUUUAAAAAUUUUUAGUCGAUUCAUGGACCUGAGGUUUGACCAGUUUAUCAAGAAAACAAUCAGCAGAUUCAUUGAUCCUAACAAUGAUUGCUAUUUAAGUUCUGUUGAGGUGAUAUUUGUAUUUAUUGAUUUUUUUUAACAAUUGAACGUCAAUAUCAGCACUAAUCAAUAUUUGUACCAACAAUGAGAUCUAUCUGAGAUGUUCAAACCCUAGUGUUCAUCAUCUUGCCUCUCCAGAGUGUGUGUGUGUGUGUGUGUGUGUGUGUGUGUGUGUGUGUGUGUGUGUGUGUGUGUGUGUGUGUGUGUGAGCAGGAUCAACAGUGUGUUGGUUUUUCUUCAUGCUCCAUAACUUUGCUGUGUUGAUUCACUCUAAUCACACUUUAUCAUCAGCGUCUCCACACAGCAGCAGGAGGAAGAAGCUCUGAUAAAUCUACUGUACUCUGUAGACAGAUAAAGUAUGCAUAACAUUAUCACACAUUAUAUGAAUAAUUUAUGUGCUUCCAUUAUUAAGAUAACAUUAUACUAUUUAUCUGUAGAGCAAUGCCAGCUGUUCACUUCAGUCAAGACUACAGUACGCAGAUACGUGUCUGUGACUGUUUGAGCAUAAACCUCUGCAGAGGAUCAAUACUUUUCAGCAAAUUGAUCUGAGAGCUUCACGACUGAAUUAAUGUUUUUUAAAAACUGCAAUAAGCAUCAACAGUCAGGAGCUUAGUUUGUAUUCUGUAUGUGUGCUUCUGUCCAUAUGCUGUGAGCCUUAUUAGCUUAAAUCUAAAUACCAGGAGGAUAAGAGAGCAUGAUCAGAUUUCAUGUUUGGUAUAAAUUAAAUUCACAGCAGCAUAAUCAGUCUUUGGGGUCUUCUGUUGUUCACUGCUGGGAGAGGAAGUAUUGAUUUCUUUAAAGCACAGCAGCUAUGCAAAUGUAAUCAAGAAAUGUAAUUUAAAUACAGACACAUUAGUCUGAUUUACGUUUAUUUAAGAUAAACUUAAAGAAAUACAGUUUAAGAUGACUUUUCACUUUUGUAUCCUGAUGAACCUUUUAUUGAUUUACAGCCAUAAAUGUCUGUUAGUAACUUAAACUGAACUAACUGCUUGUUCUGUUGCUAUCACCAAAGAAUGAGUGAGGAUUAAUACUUGGUUAAUACUAAAGAGGAAACCUUGAGUUAGUUAUAGUGAUUUAAGCUCUUUUGAGUAAGUUAUGCUUUUGAGUUAGUUAAGGUAAUUUAUGCUCUUUGAUUUAGAUAUGGUAAUUUGGGCUCCCUUUAGUUAGUUCUGGUUAUUUAAGCUCUUUUUAGGUAGUUCUGGUGACUUAAGCUCUUAUGAGUUAGUCAUGGUGAUUUAAGGUCUUUUGAAUCAGUUAUGGUAUUUUAAUCUCUUUUUAAUGUGGUAUAGUGAUUUAAGCUCUUUUGGGUUAGUUAUGGUGAUUUAAGCUCUUUUAAGUUCAUGACGGUGAUUUAAGCUCCCUUGAGUUAGUUACGGUAAUUUAACCUUUUUUGAAUUAGUUGGUGGUUUAUGCUCCCGUAAGUUAGCACAAUGUCAUUAAAACAUUGAAUAUAUGUUUGUUAUUGUCACCAAUGUAUCAUGAAUGGCGUUUGAAGUCAUGCACUGAAAUAGUAGAUUGACAUUUAACAGACACAGUCAGACACAUGUAUCAUCAGCAUAUGGAGGGUCCUGUGUUUGUAGAGGAAGGGUCUUUAAUUGAAAUGAACAGUAUUGGAUGACAGACUUCACAGCUGCUUUUUUACAUGCCUAGUUACCACAUGUUUCAAUCGUGUGUUGGCUUUUAAUUCACAAACCUACACUAAGAGACACAAAGGGAAAGUUUUUAACAAAGGGGCAUCCUUAAUAAUAUAAAUGGUGUUUGAACGUUGAGGCAGUUAGCUACCAGGAAAAUCUGUUUACAUUUUAAAGUUUCAAAAGUAGUCAGAUCAUUUAAGUUGAAUUAAGUAAAAACAGGAUUUCCUUCUGAAAUGUAGUGCACAAAGAAAAUUCUAAUUGUAUCAGUGUAAACAGCAAAGGAAAGAAGAAAAACGAUUUUACUCCGUACUCAUUAUCGUGCCCUCUUGAUGUUGUCUCUAGUUAAGUGAAUUCACAAAUACAGGAGUUUGUACUCUGUAGAGGUGACUUUUGGUCAUACAUGCUGCAGUGUUCAUGAAAUCUCCCAGAAGUAUGCAGAGCCACUUUAUUUAUAAUAGUAACCUCUAUAGGAUAAAGACUGAGCAUAUAGUGCCCUCAGAUGGUCAUUGUGAGUCCUGCACCCUGAGAUAAAAGGAUGCAGAGGUUUAAGGAUCAGGCAUUUCAACAUUAACAUAAAAUAUAAUCAGUAUUUUGAGCUGAAGUUUAAAGAAAGUGAAGUAUAAAGUGAUUUACUGUCUAAAAUGACAGAAACAUGAGUGUUUUUUACUGCUUUCCUGGAGCUUUUUAAAGCAGCAGAGACGUUUUCUAGGAUGUGCUGAUGGAGGGUUUUUGUUAAUGAUGCCAAUUCGUCUUCUCCUCUCCCUGCACCAAACCCUGACACAUUUGGAAAUGAGCUGAAGCAGACAGCUGAAGAUGCUACAUGUGUUUCUGUUAUUCAUCGCUGACCUCUGAACCACAGACACUUUAAAUUAUACAGCCUCUGAGUUUUUAUCCACUUUAGUUUAUGUCUGUUUUAAUGGGGGGGGUUGAAGACGGUAAGGAAGUGACUGCUCCCUGUUUAAUUAGCCAGCCUCUUCAAUAAGAUCGGAUAGUUUUGAGGCCGGAGGAAAAAAAGAGAAAUAUAGGAAGUCGUUUCAAACAGAUCCGAUAAUUAUUCAGUGAACUCGCGUCCCUUCUGGCUCCUCUUUACUCUGUGUUUCUCCGCCAUGUUGCCCCAGAUCAGUGCAGCAAGGCACCACAUCUGUCUCAGUUAGGGGGGAUGCAUUUCCUCCUCCUUCCUCCUCUGUGUUUCUAAAUGUCAGUUAAGUUAGUUUUAGGUAGGAUAUAUUUUCCUGUAAAUAAGGCGGUGAAGUUAGUUUUAGGUUGGAUAUAUUCUCCUGUAAAUACGGCGGUGAAGUUAGUUUUAGGUUGGAUAUAUUUUCCUGUAAAUACGGCGGUGAAGUUAGUUUUAGGUUGGAUAUAUUUUCCUGGAAAUACGGCGGUGAAGUUAGUUUUAGGUUGGAUAUCUGACGGACAUUCUCUGAGGAUCUACCGGUGUCUUCUCACUCUCCAUAACCGGGAAUAACAACAGCAGCGCGGUUAAAUCUACUCGACACCCUCACUGUCAACGUCGGUGUUGAAUAAGGGACCGUCAAUAAAUUACCGGUUGAUGUUCUCAGAAAAGGCUGUUUUCCUUUAAUGGCUUCCAUGUCAUGUGACCAAAAGACCUAAAAAUGAUUUCAAAUAAUAGUACUUAAGUCGACCAAUAAGACAAACAUUAUUUGAUCAAUUUUCAUUGUUCCCCUAAAGUUCUUUGUGUGCUCUUUCUAUUCUACUUAGGAGCACAUCUGCUCCUUGUUGAAAAAGUUAUCGCCCAGCCCUAAUCUCACCUGAUCAGCUCUAACCCCCAGACUGGACCACGACUAGUUACUAAAAACUACUUUGCAUCUUCUCUUAUAACUUGGACAUCUUCAAAUGAAAGUAUUUUUGUAUUCAAACACAGUUUUUUGAGUUUCAAUGGCAGCUCUCAAACUCGACUGUGAGGGAAGUGUUUACUUUCACUUCUCAUAUUUCCGAGCUAAAGCAGAGCGGCUUUUAUGUAUCUGUUAUGACAAGUAUGGACACAGGAUCACAGGCCGGUUUUAAUGGCUCAGAGAGGAAAGCACAGGUGUAAAUAAUUCAAUUAUGAUGGCUAAAUUUAAUUCUGCUGCCUCAGCUCGAGCUUUUGUGCAUGCUGACUCACUGUAACACUGUCAUGGUUUACAGGGACUCAGAAUUAGAUCAGAGCCAUCAUUUAAGUUACGUAAUACUCUGUUUUUUUCCAACAGUGCAAAGAAGAAAUGUUGUUGGUGAAGUUUAAGCCUAAGGUCUCAUGUUAUAAAUAUUAAUAGAUGAUAUAUCUUGCCCUCUGUGAAAUCUAGGGCAGUCCUGAUGUUGUUUUCAGCCUUUCAUCAGACAGAUCUCCUUAACUUUGUUUUCCUGUUUUUAUGCUUUCUUUAUUUUACAUAGUUAGAGGGAUUACAUCGGAGAAAAUGGAUUAGGAACUCUAAAACUGUCUCAGUUACACAGGAAAGAAUCUGAAUUUACUUUAGAUGUUUUUAUAGUCAGUGUUCAACAUGAGAUAAAAAGAUUCAGUUACACCUUUUAAAGUAGAAAACAUUUAACUCAAAAAACCGAUGAGCUGAUAUUUGUUACUCGCAUCAGAAUCUUCCUGUUCACCUCUUUUUUAUUAAACUAUGAGAUCUGUUCAGUCAGUACUGCCAACAUAAAACCAAGUUAUACUUUGAAUCGAGCUCUGUCCAUUUACAGCAAACACAUGAUGGUUUUAAUACACUUUUCAAAGGAGAAAGGUCAAAUGGAGGUGGUUAAUCCAGGUAAUUUGAUAGUUUUGUACCCUUCAACUACUACAGGAGGGUAUACCUUCAUCACUUCUGACUCAAAACAAAAACACAAGUCCUGAUCAAAGUUAACUACAAGUUUCUUUUAGUCUAGUUUUUUAGUCUUUUUCAGUAUUUUGGCCUUUGUUUAGAGCGGACAGAUUAGUGGAUUGUGCGUGAAGCAGAACGGGGAGAUGGACAACGGCAUGGCAGGAAAGGGUCCCAAGUUGGAAUUGAAUCUGGGCUGCCUGCAUUCAUGGGGUCCAUUUGGACUGCUAGGCCACUUCAGUAGGAUGCUCCUUAUGAAGAAUUGUGAUGAUUGACUGGUCACCAGCUCAGGUGUGGAGGUAGGGCUGCAUGGUUUUGGUUAAAAAAAGCACCAUUUACAGUCACCCGAAACGCCAUAUGACAAAAAACUUUAGCGUUUCCUCCUGAAUUUGUUUCCGUGGUGACGGGUUGAUCCCGCCUUCAGACAGACUUUACAGCGGGGAGUGGUUUACUCUUCAUCUGAAACUGUGAAGUCGUACCAAUUCAACACGACUGACUUGCUCUUGUCCUAUUUAACCACGAAAUUAUCACCUUCUUUAGCAAACGCCAUGUUUGUUUAUAUUGGUGUGUGUGGGAACUGCAGGACGGAGGAACAUACGGUGGCCAGUAGGUGCGAGACAUGAUAGAGAGGAAAAUGGAUUUGAGGAUCUACAUUUUUUUACAUCGUCAUAAAUAAUCCGUUUACAAUUUUAAAUCGAGUAAUUGUGCAGCCCUAUGUGGAGGCAAAACUGGCUUUCACUGGCAUAAGAAUUAAAUUUGACUUUAAAAUUUUGGAUCAUGUUGCCAAGUGGUUACAAACAUGAAGAAAAUAGCAGUGGAUCCAGAACUGAACCCUGAGGAACACCAUAAAGUAAACUCGCACAACUGUUGACACAGCCAAACGUCUGUUAGGCAGAUCAGACCUGAACCAGUUAUGAUAAUAAAUCAGUCAUACUAACCCGAUUCUUCAACAUACAGUGAGCUUCAGAACCAAGAACAGUAAGCGACAUAUUCAAGUAAUAGAUUUCCAGCUCAGCUUGGAGAUAGGUGUAUAUAUGUAGGGCAUAUUUGUCCACAUAAGCUAUGGAUUCAGCAUCUCUGACAGUUCUCUCUCUUUUUUGCUUUGUUCAAUAAAGACUUUUAGGUUAAAUCCUUCAAAUCUAUAAGAGUUAUUAUGAGCAGCUUUACUCUCAUAAUCCCGCUGACACUGACUGAUGUUGCAGCCCUCCUGUCCUUUACUCAGCAGACGGACUCUGAAGCAUCAUCACGGCAGUAACUCAGUUACAGAGAAAAGCUGCUGUCAAAGCACAAGAGUUUUUCUGUGACAGACAUCCACCCACUCUCAGCACCCACAGAAAUCCACCUGCUGUUUGCAGACACACUUCUACACAAUAAGAAACACACACAAAUACACCGUUUUUACCCUGUUGACCAACGACUACUUCCUCCAAGACACCCAAACACUGCAGAUGACGUCCAGAGCCAACAGUGGCCAUAUGGUGUUUUUUGUUUCCUGUUGUUGACGAUGCGGUAUAAUGGGCCGGGGUAGGACUGGUGCCCCAAAUGUGUAUGUAUGUGUGUGUGUGUGUGUGUGUGUUGUGGAGAGAGAGGGGAGGCAGGAAAUAAAAGACAAGAAAGGAGGAAGUUAAAGAAGAUAAAAGCAAAAAGGAGAGAAAGAAAUGAGGCAUGGGAGAAAAUGGAGGAAGAGUGUGUGUGUGUCUGACUGUCGGACAAACUGCCUUUAGCUUUGUGUUUCUCUGGUACACCCCUGCAUUGCAGCACUCCCCUGCAGGAGCUGAGUGAGUGCAGACUUAUCCACAUCCCCUCUGCCGCCUCACAGGAGACAAAUCAUCUCGAUCAAAGUGUCCCGGCACACUUUGGCACCAGCUGUUCUCUGCAUAUGUUUGUUAUCGAGGGCUUUGAUAGCCGCUUGUGUCGCUGUUAUUGGCGUCCCAGUGCAGCGCCGUCUUCGGGCCUGACUCAGCCGAAACUCAGGAGGGGAUGACGAGUGAAAAAAUAAGAGAGAGAGAGAUUUACUCAUUCACAGAUUUAGGGAAGAGUUGGAGAAUCCCACAAUGCACUGGGAGAUUAAGCAAACCAUUCUACAGCGCCGUUAGUGCUUUGGCUGCGUUUUGACCUUGCACAAAAGUCUGCCAGGCAGAAAAACUGCUGAGUCAUGAAGAAGUAAUGAUCCAUUGAAUCUAGUCAAAAGCAUUAGCUGAUUACAGCUGGUGACCACAUCCAGAAAAACAACAAAUAUUAACAGAACAGAAAGAUGUCUCAUUUAUAAAGGUAAACUAACAUGUUUCUGCUGGUUAUUGAUCAACAUUUCAAUCAAUAGUAAAUGGUAAAUUGAGGUUAUGCACCCUCUUGAAGCUCUUUUACUCUACCGCAUGUUUCACAUUCACUCAUUCACUCAUACUGUAAUGGCAGAGGCUGUAAUACAAAGUAAUGGGCUUCCCAGAUACACUGCUGACUGUGCCUUUAGAACCGUUCAGGACUGUGUGUCUAGUCUUCCAAGGACACUUUAAAUGAUCCAAAAGGCUCGGUCCAAACUGUGAAUCUGGACCCAAGUCUCUUGAUCAUUCAUGGUGGGUUUUGGGCGUAAAUCAGACCAAUCAGUGUGUCUGUCCUUCCUCUCUUUAAAGGGGUGUUGCUAUUUACACAGCCGAUUUCAACCGAAUAUGGAUCGGGCUCAACGUGGCAUGUCAAACUUCUCUCUCUCUACAUGCAGAAAACAGUUCAGUAUCUGUUGAUAUCUGGAAACACAGAUUAGUCAGUAUAUAGUUGAAGGUUGUAAAAGAAACACAACCCUUAUGUAUGGAUCAGAGGAUGCACACAGUGGAGUUGGUUAUAUCUUAGAUGUAGUUUUGGCCGUGUAGGACUGAGGAUAUGAGAAGAAAGCAGUUAAAGAUGUCAUGAUAAACAGGAAAUGGAAAAAUAUUCACAUCUACAAGAUCUCUAACCCCGGACAAAACUCAGCAAAUACCCGAGAUUCUAGCUGAUAGUGAGAAGAAGGCGAGGGAAAGCGUGUUGUCGACUCUAACCCCACGUUUUUACUCUUUCACUAAUGCACACUCAGGAAAGUAGUUCACCACAGACCACAUUCACUCACAGAUUUGCUCUUUCCCAGAUGCUUCUAUUGGUUGGUGAGUUUUGGAAGCUAAAGAGCAACAGAGACCUACACGAUGGUGACAGUUUUUACGUUCACACCUACAGGCCAUUUUAUUAGGUACACCUUCCUAAACCAGGUUUCAGAACAGCCUUAUUUCUGUGUGACGUACUUUCAACAAGGUGUUUGAAACCUUCCUCAGAGAUUAUUGUCCAUACAAACAGAUGUUCCUAAUAAAGUGGCCGGUGAGUGUGUUUCACAUAUAUUUGACUCUCUGUCUGUUGAGUUUGGCUCGUUGUCAACACCGUUUUUCCCCAAAUUCCAUUUUAUUUCUAUUUGAUUUAUAAUAGAUACUUAGCUUUUAAACUUUGCUCUGAAUCAGCGUUUUUGAAGAAUUAGAUCCCUGUUGUUGCCAAGUUUCUGUUUGUGACUUUGCAGAUUUACACUCAGGAUCAUAGUUAGCAUAUUGCUAAAUGCAAUCCUGUCUUUAGGACCUUAUACUAUUGACACAGCCCAAUGAAUGAGGGAGCUUUACAUGUAUACACUUCUUGGCAGAGUUGAAAUCCUUUUACUGCAAAAUGAUGUUUGCUCUUUGAAUCCUGUUUGAAUGCCUGUCUAGACUUAUUUGAUUUUUCAGCCUGUUUGUCACUCUGUGCCCACAGCUGAAAAGCCACCCAGAAUACAGAAAGAAAAGAGGCUAUAAAAGCGCAGAUUUGCCCAAGGUCAAACACUCAACACUUCUGAAUUUCACUAAUUAACACCAUUAACUUUGGGAAACCUCUGCGACCCUGACACUGCAGUUAUGACGACAGUGCACCGGCCCCGACAACAAACGCAGCCAUUAAUUUUUAAUGCAGAGUUCAUGUGAGGAAUAAACAAAGAGGGAAUCACAGGACGGGUUUAUUAGUGAGUGUAGGAGCUGCUUGGACAUGUUUACGUUUACAUCUUCUUAAUCGAUUUUCCUCAUGAAAACUGGAACUGUUGUUAUAUUUUCGUUUUAAGGUUUAGUCAGACAAGAUUAUGCUGAAACAGGACUGAGAUUAUUUCUCCCUCUGAUUGCACAUCCCACCUGGUUUACAUGAUUGGAAUUAGACGGAGAGUUGUGAAGCCUGGAAAUGUCCAGAGAGUUUGGGAAGGACUCCAUUUUUCUGUCUUUUAUAUGUUGUUUAGAAAAGUGUAGGGACUGAAGAUAAUAAUGAUGAUAAUUAUAAUGAUGAUGGUGAUGAUAAUAUUGAUGAUAGUGGUGAUAAUAAUGACAAUGAUGAAAAUGAUUCUAACAGUGAUAAUGAUGAUAAUGAUAAUCAUGAUGAUAGUGAUUAUAGUGAUGAUGAUAACGAUGACAAUGAUGAUUACUUGAAAAUGAUGUUGAUGAUGAUAGUGAUUAUAACAGUGAUAAUGAUGAUGAUGUUGAUGAUGAUAAUAAUGAUAAAGAUGAUAAUGAUAAUGGUGGUGAUGAUGAUAAUGAUAAUAAUAACGAGGAUAACGAUGACAACGGUGAUAAUGAUGAUAAUUAUAAUGAUGAUUAUAGUGAUGAUGAUGACAACGAUGAUGAUAUUGAUGAUAAUGGUGAUAAAUUAAUAAUAAUGACAAUGAUGAAAAUGAUUAUAACAAUGAUAAUGAUGGUAAUGUUGGUGAUGAUGAUGAUGAUAAAGAAGAUAAUGAUGAUGAUGAUGAUGAUGAUGAUGGUGAUAAUAAUUAUGAUAACGAUUAUAACAAUGAUAAUGGUGGUGGUGAUGAUAGCAGCCGUGUUGUCCUACAGACAGGAUAUUUCUGGGGGUUUUUCCACCCAUGCUGCAGUCAAUCAUACAACAGGAUACUGUGCAGUAAAGAUUUAAAUAAUAUGACCCUGUGAACAGCAUAGUGCCUCACAGAUACACCACUGUAUCCAUGUACAAAUAGAUGAAUAUCAGAACCAGACAGCUACUGCAGAAGAUAAAUAAUGAAUCAACAACAUCAAGGACCAACAAUCGCAGUCAAAAUGCAAAACAGCGCCACCCUCGCCUUCCGUAACUUGGCUUUUUGGCCUGUUUUGGACGAUAUAAAAGUUUAAUAGCUGCAAGAAUAAAUAAAUAUUUGAAUCUGUCGAGUCUAAACCUCCUUUCAGGAGGCAGCAGCUCAUAUUCCUCUACAUGAAAAAUAUCACUGAUAAUCUUCUCAGUGAUACGUCGUAAAGUAGCCUGUUCCUACUCUGCAUGGAUAAUUGCUCUUUAACACCUAUGACAGAAAAGCAGCAGAGCAGCUCUUCUCUGUGUGGAUGCAGUGAAAGCAAAGACAACAACAAGAGGGCGCUGUCAAUAAAUCUGUAUGAUAUACCACUAUACUACUACACCAUAGCUCUUAUGGAUCCACAGCUCAUGUUUACAACCUACAGUAUAGGCUGAUCUACUCGCUUGUUUCUGGCUGAAAUCUGUCUGAACUUAUCUCACCCUGGGCAAUAAAGUCAGAGGCAUUGAUAACAUAUUUUAAAUAAGUUUAUAAGAACUCAGAGUACCAUGGUAUUCAACCUUAACUUCAAAAAGUUUGGCCCCUGUGUAAAGUGUUGAUUAAAACAGAAUUUGAUGGUUUGCAAAUACGAUAUUUUUCACACUAUAAGGCGCAUUUAAAAUCCUUUUGGCUUGUCGGAGCACUGCAGCUACCAUAGCCUCGUAGAGUUAUUGACUGUUUUAUUUGGCUUUAGCGCUUUAUAAUCCGGUGUGCCUUAUGUAUGAAAAUCGAUGAGAAUAGACGUGUUUAUUGAUGGUGCGCCUUAUAAUCAGAUGCGCCUUAUAGUGCGAAAAAUACGGUAAUCUAAACCCAGUAACUAAUUGAAAAUAGUGCAAACUAAGUAUAUGAAAAGUUAAACCAAAUGUUUUAUUUUUUUUCUAUUCUAAAUUUGAUGCCAGAAGCCCCCUCCAAAAAUUUUGGGACAGACAACAGAACGCUGUUGUUUAGUUGUUUAAAGCUAAAAAAAAAAAAAUACUCCCUUUCUUCCAAUUUAUCAGAUUAAUUUAAAACAGAUUAUGUACAUAAGGUAAAUUAUUUCAGAGAAAGUGAGAUCCUCAGGAGUUCAGAGAAGAAGAGGUUUACUGAGUGAGUAAAUAGCUCAACAAUUUCAGAUGAAUGUUCCUCAUUAUAAUAUGACAUUUUCAUCAUCUAUAGUACGUUCUUUCAUUAAAAGAUUCAGAGAAGAGACCAGACUGAGAACCAACUUUGGAUGGCUGUGACCUUUGAACCCUCAGGCAGCAAAACAAGACAUGCCUUUGUAGUGGAAAUCACGUCAUUGGCUCUGAAUCACAUCUAAAAACACGUGACCAUGAAUGCUGUUUAUGAUGGAAGAAAACGUACUGGACUUUGUAAAAGGGAAACUCUGUUGACAUGAUCCAGAAGUGGCAGAGAGGAAAACUGACUUAAACAUGUUUGGAACUCAUGGACGCUGUUUCUUUUGAGGGACUUUUAUACUUUUUCCUAAAAAAUAUCUAAAAUUACAACCAGACAACUUCACCUCCUCGACCUCCUCUUGCUGGUUUUGUUCUCCCAUGUCCUCCAUCCUUCUCAGCCCCAGCCUGUGCUCAAUUACAUUUGAGUUUUGAGUCUGGUCAGUUGAUGGUAAGGUCAGCUAGCUCAUUACCAGAAUGAAAUACUGACGAAUCUGAUAAAGAAGCACCCACUUAGCAUUUCAGGAAAGUUAUACAUGGAAGGAAAUGAGAUAUUCCGCCUCAGUGAAGCAGAAGACCGGCAGCGUUGGAAAGUUUUGUAGAAAGUGUCAGGUGAAUUUGCGGGUUACAGACAGAUCUGAUCGCAGAUUCUGCUCCACUAAUUAAACUUUGGGAAAGACGUGGAAUACAAAUAUCGUCCUGCUUUACUCUGAACAUCUGGGCAGAAAAAAAGGGUAUUUCUGCUGUGUGAGAUCCCUGCCCCCUGCUGGUGGGAAGAGCUCAUUGCACUGUAACCUAAGGUAAGAGGAGCCACCUUACACUGGCCUCUGACAGCUGCUGGCUGAAAGGUAUUUCCCCAAGGAGAGAGAGAGAGAGAGAGAGAGAGAGAGAGAGAGACACACACAGGGGAGGAGGGAGAGAGUCAUUUGAGGAGAAAAUAGAGGAGUAGAUUGAAAUCUGGAAUUGAAGAUGUUUACAAAAUAACUCACAGGGGAGAUCUCCACAUGCAUUUGUUGAUUUGAAACCACUUCAUAAUGGUGAAUCAAUGUCACGCCGGGCUAAAGGAGAUUGGUGUUUUCAUCCAAGUCUGAACGUUGAAGCCCUCUGCUCUCAUUUACACGCAUGGAUUUCUCGGUCACACACGAGUCUUUAAAGCGUUGUAAUGGAUCCCUUCGUCUCUGCAGGGCGGCGUUUAUGUUUGUUUUGUAACUGGAGAUGAUACUCUGCAAUCUGCUCACUUCUAAUUAUCACUGACAACAAGACUCUCAGGGGAUCAUUAAAAAAAGGCCGACAGGUUGACCUGAUCCUUCACGGUGUCUGAAUGCCUCUAACUGUGAUGGCUCUCUGCGGACGUUUAUAUCGCACUUUUGAGAUCAAUAAUCGGCGAUCCCGUUAAUUGCAUGAGCUCAGUGUGAUGAUACUGUGUAAAGUCAGCACGCCCUGAAGAGAUCCCCACGCCCGCCUACGACCCACCUUUACCGUUCACCGGCUCUGAUCUUUGCUAACUGUGGUUUGAUUCAGACACGGCCCCUCCGCCCCCCCAGAGCGUGUGCAUAUUGAUCCUUUACAACUGCCCUCCAAUGCUGGACCAAAGAGUGGCGUGCUGCAAUCAGCUGUGUGAGCGGCAUCACAAAUAAGGUUGGAGGGGAGAGAGAGAGGAAGAAAGAAAGGAAAAAAGGAAGAGAGAGACAGAGAAAGAAAGAUGGAGACAAAGAGGUAAAGAGGCUGCGUGCAUGAGUACAUUGAGGGAGAGGCGGAGAGGGAGCAGGGAGGUGUGUGUGGAAAAAGGGGGAGAUGGUGAGCACUGGAAGAGGAGGAGGAGGAGGAGGAGGAGGAGGAAGAGGAGGAGGGGUGUAGUGCUGCAGUGGAGAGAAGUGAGAGGAGACUGCAGUCUCUGCUUAUGGGAGAGAUCAGACCAUGUUACCACAGCUCUGAGGGACUGAAGCUCGUUCACUCACUCAUAUUGGAUGGGCCUCCUUACAAAGAGGAAUACAACAUCUGACCGGUGAGUUUGGUUUCAUAGAUCUUUGCUGAAAAUUAGGAUUUAGUUUUGUUUCUCGGUUAAAAUCAAAUCCAGGAGAUCGCUGCCCGAUGCCUCUUUUCUGCAUUUUAACUCAGUGAGUCAUUAUAAAGUGAGGCGAGUCUCUGAAUACCUGAAUAUCCUUGGGUGAUCCAGGAUCUGCCAAUGCCUUUUUUUGUCUUGUUGAGUGAUGCUGGUCGGUGACAAGCUGCAGGAAUCAAAUGCAGAUAAGGACUGAGUGAUGAUGGCCUGAAGGUAAACACAGGGCUGAAACAGACCCACUCAUUUUUAUACACUUUAUUAUUUUUCAUUUUAAUUGCUGAGUUAUGGAAGUUAGGAUGCUGACGUCCUCCUGAGUUAUCCUGAAUUUUCAUGAUAUUACAGUUAAAUUUGACGAAGAGGAAUGAAAGUUGUCUGAUUUGGCGUUUGUGGCGGUUGCAGCAGAAACUUUGGUCAUAAUCGUCACAUCUUCAGUAGAGAGGAGCAGACAGCAUGCGUCUCAUGCCCGUACCCGGCGCUCAGGCAAUGACUUGACACUGGCCUCAAGCCAAUUUCUUAUUUGAUUGGAUGGUCACCUCAGCUGUAGUCUGGUUCUGUGCAAUCCUGGACCUCUGAUGGACACUAUCAGGAUUGCUUAGCAACAGUAAUCUGCAGGCCUUCAGCACACGGGCCUGAACUCUACAGCGUGUCAGACGCACGCACCUGACCACACAUGCUUUACCUCCGCGGUCCACGCCAAAAUACUGACGCUGGAAUGUAAUACGUAUCGAUUUGUUUCCUGCGAGGGACGACAGAUGUGGUUACAUCAUGAGUGCUGAUGGGGAAGUCUGAGGUCUGCGCGGUUACUUUUCUCUUAUCAUACAGAUAUCCUCACAUGCACUCAGAGCCGUUUUAACGUCUCCACAACAACGCGACCAAAAAGGAUCCUUGUUUGAAACUGAGGCGUGUGCUUUUUCAAACAGAAAGAGGAAACCGUCUGAUGGAAAUCUUCUCUUUUGAACAAACUGAUUCAGUUCAAACCUUCAUUAGAUCCUCGAGAACGGUUAGGAUUCCCCUCGUUUACAAUGACGUCAAGAUGCAGAAAAAGUGCAUUAAAAAAAGAGGACGGUUUUAAUAAUAAGCGAUGAUAACCCCGAGAUUUGUCAGCUGCUAUGAUACACACACACACACACAGAUGCACACAUUUUGUUUUAUCAUUUAUUCACGCUGAGUGUUUUAAGCAUCCCUCUCCUUUUGUCAAACCUCCGUCUCUACCGUCUCCAGCAGCUACCAAAGAUUUCAAAAAGUCUUCAACCUUUUCUGUUAGAGAAGAAACUUUCCCCCCUAAAGCCUGAACAAACAAACAAACAAACAAACAAACAAACAAACAGACAAACAGACAUGUGGAGGAUCAUGUGGCUGCAGGACCAGCGAUGGUUGUAAAGUUUCCAGUUAUUCCUCUGAGCUGGUGGGGGGGCAUGAAAGCAUAAAGACAGUGUCCGGUUCACCGUGUUCACAAUCACAGACUAGUGGGUCACAGAAAUGUAUCUGACUGCAGUGAAAUUAUUCUUCCACUAAAUAGCUUUUGCUCCAAAUGUCCAAUUAGUGCAAUGCCACUCUCUGCUUUCAGUAAUCUAAUUUAAGACAACAAAGAGGAGCAUUUCUCAUCCCCUGCAUUGAAUUAUAAUGCACAGAUGAUUCUGAAUUAAUCCAAAGUCAGUCCACGCUACAGUUGUUUCAUUAUCUGCAGCAUAUGUUUUACCCUGUUUUGUGCAAAAACAGCGAGCCUCAUUUACGCCCGAGCGUCGGCGCCGUCAUACCAACAGUGGGCCGGUCAUUCAUGAUCAUGCACCGAGAAUAGAAACCGAGAGUGAAUAAUCAGAAGCUCUGUUAAAGCAGCUGGACAGAGGGACAGUGUCAGCUGCUCACAGUGGAUUGGGUUGUAAAUACCAGUUUGGAAGCUUCCGGUUAUUUAUCAAUGAGUGACUCUGUUUAUGUCCGAAAACUGCAAAUGUAUCAGGGACUAGAAAUGAGAUGACUUUAUCCUGUCGUUUAAGAAUAUUACACACCUGUACAUAUUAAAUCAGACACAUAUUCAAACAACAGACGCCUGCAGAGAUGCAUGAGUGGAGAGGUGUCACAGUGAGUGGGCAGCACACGGACGAGCGCCCAGAAGAGCAGUUUGAGGUUUGGUUAAAGGGCACACAGGAAAUGAACUGGCACCCCUCCAGCUACCAGAGUCCAGAUCCAAAAUCAAGUUCCCUUUUCCUGUCCAACCAUGGCCCCCAGUUUUAAAUCUAAAAUCUAAAAAAGGAUCCUUCCCCACCUGGCCUAGAGCAAAAUUAUGUUUUUGUAAGACAUUGUAAGAUUUUUAAAUGCAUAUACCAAUUAACAGUGUUAGAUUUUACAUGCACAUGUUUUUCAGAAAUACUGCAGCUACCUUAAAUCAGUAUCAGCCUGGAGUGUCGACUUGAGCAGUCCCCGUUAGAAAAGACGAGCUCUGAUCCCGAUAGUUAAUUUAUGUGAAGAUGCUGUGUGGGAGGUGACAUUUCGAUGAUACCACAUAUGUUUUUAAGAUAAUUAGAGUUAUGCAUAAAUUUGCAUGAGUUGACUUUCACUAUAUUGACCUUUUGUAUGUCAUGUCAUAAUGCUCUGCUGGGAGGUGUUCCCUGUUCCAUGUCCACAUAUUUCCAGCUGUAAUCUGUAAAUUCAGCCACGGUUACAUCUUACAGGCACGGAAAGGACACUAUAGCUGUGUAUCAUCAAAACUCCACUUUAGAAACCAUUGGGUGAUAUUACUGAGACUGAGUUCAUGUUAUUUAUGAAAGUCUAACUUUUAUCAAACACAGCUGAACAACAAAAGCAGAGACUAUAAAGUUGUAACUACAAUAUUUUACAUUUGUAUAUUUAUAGUCUAUUUGCAGCAUAAAUGUUUAUGAAUACACCGAUGGACUAAUACGUUUGUCAAAUUUCUGUUAUUUGCAAGAAAUGCAUGUAAACCUCUUAUAGGGCUGCACGAUUUUGGCCAAAAAUAAAAUCCUGAUUUUUUUUUUUCUCUGAAAAUUCAAUUUUAGAUUUUUUAUUUAGUGACAACUUCAUAACAUCCUCAUAAUUGAAUAAUCCGACUAGGAUUUAAAAUCGAUUAAUCAUGCAGCCCUAACCUCUUAUUGACAGGACAGACAGUUGAGAGACUUUUGCAGCCGGGGAAAUUCAGUUGCACUUUUUUUGUGACGGAACUAACUCUCUGACGGAACUGCUGCUAACUCAUUAGCUUAAAACUUAAAACUAGCUUGUCUGGAGUUUCCUCAUUUACAUAUUUAACCUCGCUGAAGCGUUUCCCAUCAUGUUGUUCCUCCCUGUUUUCCAGUCCUCAGACUAAACUCAGCUCGCCAUGUCCUGGCUGUACCUUUUUUAUUGAAUAGACAGUUUAUUCUCCAGAUUUAUUGACUGUCUCUGUUAUUGCUCCAACAAUUUAGUUACCGGCCGACAAUCCAUCCACGCUCCAUUCUUUCUCUCUGACCCCAAACCUCUAAAACUUCACUGUGGAAAAAUAGGAGGGAUACAUACCUCCGUUUCUGGUCAUUCUUCAUCGUGACAGUAAAUUCUCACAUCAUCAGCGUAAUGGAUGACUUUACUUUCAUGGAUUUCACACCCUUUAGGAUGUCUCAGUGGAGAAUCUUUUGCCCACUCACAUCACUGUUCUCAGUUUAGUCCUUCACAGAUGAUGAAUAUUGUUGUUCUGAUGACUCCCUGGCUGUCUGUUUAUGCGUCCAUUCAUCUCUCACAGAGCGGAGUUGUUUCAUUGCAGCUCUUGAUCUCAUCAUCUGUUAAACAAAUGGGAUCAUCUUAAUCUAUUAGUCAGUUACUGGGGAGCAGCAGCGAAUCAGGAACGAUGAUAAAAGCUUCUGCUUUUUCAACAACAGCUCACUAAUCGACUCUUUUUACACCCUGGCCUUCGUGGCUCGGGGGCAUCAUUCAGAGUGAAUUUGGAAAAUAUGCUUUCUGGCUCUUUUCCAAAGUGAGAGGAGAAAAUCAGGGGCUUUCUUUUGUCUGUUUUCAGAUCUGCCUCAGUACUGGAGCCUCUGUGGGAAAAAUACAAGCAGCAAGCCCCAGUGCUGAGAAAUGAAUCCAACGUGGAAGUGCGAGAAAGUGCAGUUCCUUGAGUGUCCACUUGAGGCUGGGUACAAAUCCCCUGAAAGCCACAUACACACCCAUUCUAAACAGCCUGUCUUUAAAGCAAAACUGAACUAGUUUACAGCCUGAUACAAGAAUAAUUUCAGUUUAAAUGGUUCAUUUAUUUCUAUCCGCACACUCCAUGAGGGGUCUAUGUUUUUGCUUGAUAAGAGGCACAGCUGGCCAGGAGGCUAAAGGCUAAAGGGAGGCUACCCCUUGCCUUAAGCUAGGUCUGCCAAAAGAUUGAUGAAGUCUGCCCUCCUGAUAUCAGACUUCUACUUACUGUUUACAACCAGCACCGCCAUCUUUAAAUGUCAGCUCAGGGGUUGUGUAGAUCAUCCGACGAAGUUCCGACUCAGAGCUCAGAUAUCCAGACUUCCGAGUACAACUGGAACGCACCAUUAGUUACAUGACGCUACGCAUGCUAGCCUGUUAGCCUGGUUGCCAUCCACUACUCAGCGACAAUGGUGGCGCUCGGUGACACCAGUGCAUUAUCAGAAAGUCUGGUGACGUUUGACACAAUCAUUCAAAAGGUUCUGCGUGGCCAGACGCCCUGGACUGGGACACAGCUUAUGUCAGUGUUUUAUAUAGUUUUUGGUGUAAACGCUGGCCCCGCCCACCAGCACCUUUUAAAUCUGUGUUCAGGCUGUGAGUGGAGCCACAUAGUGAGAUGAUGAUCAGUUUCCACAUUCGACGAACCAACUGAGGCAGAUUAAGCCAAGAGUUAGCUCAUAAAGGAUGAUACCGUUUUUUCUGUGUUACUGUGUCUGAAUUCAGCUUGAACACUCACUGAAAAACCCCAACACUCCUUGUUAUUCCCCUCCUGGUCUAAUUUUUCUUCUCUCUACAUGAACAUAAAGUCGACUCAUAAAACCACGGGAAACCUCGCAGCCUUUUCUUUUUUUUACUCGAGUUAAAAUAUUUUCAACUCAGCAGAAAAAUGUCGCCUUGAGCUCGCUGUAACCUCGGCAAAUCAAACCCUCUUGAAUUUUUUUGCAGUGACUUUGUAAGCAAUUUUCCUCCUUAGACUCACCUUAAGGCUCUCGAACGCAUCCCUGUCUUCGGGGAGGGUUGUCUCAUUGAGCAGGUUGCCUGGCAACCAGACCUGUAGUUUACAGAAGCUACAGUGAUAGAUUAACUUCUGUUCAUUUAGAAACAGCCUUGUGAGAAGUCCACUUUUAUCAUUUAUCACUUCAGUUUAUGAUACGAUGAAACAAUAAAGUCGUAAUUACCCUGAUGAGCUUUAAUUGGAGACACUAUGAAUUAAAAACACGACCAAUCAGCUCGCAGUUUCUUCUUUGUAUGAUAACAAAAAAGUAACUCUCCAUAGUUUUGAUGCCAUAAGAACCUCACAGAUACAGUAUUGAAUAUAUCAUCACUGGAGGUGUUUGUUUUUGCAUCUUUUAUCAGAUCAAAUUCAGAGUCAGGAUCAUAUUUUCUGCUGGUGGGAGUUAGAUUAUCUGUCUCUCUGUCACCCUCCAUCCUUCACUUCCUCUUUUAGCUCGAAGCGAGAGACUUGACCUGUUGCACCUUUAUAUCAUACACUCUUACAAUAUUGUAUUAUUCUUAGCUAACACUAUUGUUCAAAGCAGUAUACAUCCCAAUGCUUGCAAUUCUCACUCUCCAAAAUCCGCCACGAAAUUCGCCUCAUAAACGCAUUCAAUAGGAAUUGGCAGACUGCACAAAUCGCCACCGUUCCUUUUGCGGUGGAAAUUUGAGGUUAGAUUCAUGUUGAUGCCUUUAACGAAUUAACAAAAUCAAACAAGAUCAGCACCUAUGAGACAUUAGUUUUUUCAUAAACCUAUUUUUAGUGUCUGAAACUGGUACAAGGGGGUAAAUCCAGACCUUAAAGAGUUUUGUUUUUACAAUUUACACAUAAAAUAUUCACAGCAAAUGAUAAAGAGACUGUCAAAAGUCAGCAGAAGAGGAUUUGUUGUAAUAAAUCAAAACUCAAGCAAAACUCUUCAUUUGGUUUAUUUUCACAUAAAAAGCAUCUUUAAUAAUUGAAUAAUAAGCAACAUGAAUGUUUAUGUCCUGCUGCUCCAUCACUAUGUCAUCAUGGUUGUAUUUUGGCUUCACUUCUCAUGACGGCACAGUGGCCAUAUUGGUAAACAGUCAAUAAUUCACUCAAGUGUAAGUUACCCACUCUAAAGUAUUUUAUGCUGAUGCAGUAACUUGAUGUUUGUGUUUCUGUUCAGAACUGAGGAAGUCAAAGUUUUUAAAAACCUUGUUGUGAUCAUGUCAGAUGAAAAGUUAAGAUCAUUUUAGUAGUUCGGGAUCGACGAGCCUGAAACCAUUUAAAGCUUUAGCAGUGGUGAGAUCUCAGGUCUCUGUUUAAUACCUUUAAUGUGUCCCCAAAACCCCCACAGGUCCCUGCUCAGGACAAAGUGUUCAAUUAAAGCUCAUUUUAGGAUCAGAUAUCCCUCCUGGAGCCGUACACCCCCAAUAAGCUGACCCUUCACUUCACUCUCUCCUCUCUCUUUGUCUCAUCUCUGCUCGCUUCAGGGACGCUGCACCUAGUCUUUGACAAUGAAGUUCAACCUGUUCAAGAAGGCGCAGGCUGUGGCGGCCCCCGAGCCCACCGGCGCUGCCUCGACCAUGGCUCCCACCGCCCCCCCGGCCGUCAUCUCCACGUCUGCGCCGGAAACCUCUGGCUCCAACAACACAGAGAUCAACAAGAAUGACAUGUUUGAGGAGAUCAAGAGCAAAUUCUUGAAUGAAAUCGAUAAAAUCCCACGUGAGUAAAUCUGCAGCGCUGCCUCCGUUCAUUUGAUGAAAUAAAACACAUUUUCUAAGAGAGAAACUCCAAAGUUCUGAGUCUGUAUCGAAUUUGUGGUGUUUUUCUGGAACCCGCAGUGCCUCCCUGGGCUCUGAUUGCCAUCGCCGUGGUGGCCGCUUUGCUCAUCCUCACCUGCUGCUUCUGCAUAAUCAAAAAAUGCUGCUGCAAGAAGAAGAAGAACAAAAAAGGGAAGAAGGGCAAGGACGGCUUCAACAUGAAGAACAUGCAGGGUGGUGAGGUAUGAUGCAUUGCGCCGAAACAGUCACCUGAAGAGGGCGUGUUCUUCUUUUCUUUCUUCCAAUUCAAACAUUUCCAAACGCUUUUUCCUGCUGUGUGAUUCUGGUUUUCUCUGGCUAACCACGUUUGAUCUUUCACCAGCAGCUUUUGUAGCCCAGGCUGUAGAGGACACAAGGAGAGCGCUCUUCCUCCUGCUUUUACUCGAUGUCGUUGUUGUUGUGGUGGUUGUUGUUUACUGUGUGAUGUACUCCAUUGUGGCCGGCGGUGAAAAAUGACACACUUUGUUAACGGGGUUACAAAGACAAAUGAGUUUUAUGUGUGGAAGCAGCAGCACAAAGAUUUUAUUACGCACAUGAAGAGCCCAGAAACAAAGAGAGGACGGCGGCCAAUCAAUCAGGGGGAUAAAUGUUCCAAAAAGACGUGAUUGAUUUGAGAGCCGAUCAGCUGACGUCUCCAUAGAUCGCCAUGAUCGCAGUGACAGUUAAUUAAAGGAGUCAAUUACUCGGGCUGGAAAGAAGCGUGUCAUUUCUCCCCCUAACUGUGGUGGUGGUGGUGGUGGUGGUGGUGGUGUUGACUGCCCCUCUUUUUUGGUAGCGUGUUUGGUGUCUUGUGAGUUGAAUCUCUUCCUCUCUCUGCUCUCCUCCUGUCCUUUUGUUUCCCGCGUUGUGUCUGUCUUGUGUGUGCCUCGUGUUUCAUGACUGUGGUGGACUCCCGCUCUACGGUAGGUGGACAGCUCACGGUGAUGCUCUCUGACCCCCCGGGGCGGAGGGGGGUUUCAUGGAAUGAAAGUCGUAGCUUCCUUUGCUCUUUUUUUUUUCUUUCUUUCUUUGUAGCCCCUCCCAACUUUUUACUUUUGUUAUGACAGCUUGAGAAUGAAACAAUGGAAAGCUAUGAUGUGCUCCAUAAACCCCAGAGAGGAGAGUCUAACCAUCUAACACAUUGUUCCUGGGACAAUGUAACUGUAACUCACGCCAAUAUGAAAAGUAUUGGACCAAGAGAUGAUAUGCAAGACACUUUUAACACUAUUAAUCGAUGCAUGUGAUAAAGGGCAUGGUUGGUUGUUUGGGAGACAUGGAAACGGUGAUGAUAACAAAAAAAAACCACAUGCAUGAAAAGUCAAAUCUUUCCUUUUGAUUGAAACAAACGAGGAGGAGGUUGGAUGUAGAGACACUGGAUGGCCUAAGAAGAAAAAACAACAACAUUUGCAGUCAAGUUUAGCUCAAUACAACCCUGAUUUCACAGAGGAUGGGAUCCUGUGUUAAAUGUUGAUAAAAGCUGAUUUUGUUGGUUUGAAAAUCAUUUAAAUUCAAAUUAUAAAUUGCAAAGACAACAAAUCUAGCAGACAAACAGAAAAUUUUAUCACCUAUGAAAUAUUUAUGAUUAUUUUUAAUUUAGCGGCAGAAACACAAUUUUAAAAAGUUGAGGUAAAAGAAACAAAACACUGAAAAAGUUUGUUUUGGUCAUCUUCAAACUUACUGUGCUGUUCUGAAACAGGUAAGUAACAAGAUCAGGAAUGAAAAUAGAGUUUCAGAGAGGCCGAGUCUCUCAGAAUUAAAGAUACGAGGAGCGACUGUGUGAGUAAAUAGUUCAAUAAUAGCAGGAUAAAAUACUUGACCUGAAGGAGGAGGAUUUAUCAUCAGCAGGAUAUCAUGUCGUUAAAAGACCGAGAGAAUCUGCAAACAGGACAAAACUGAAAGACUAUAAUGGAUGUCUGUCAUCCUCAAUCCUUCAGGAAACACUGCAUGUAAAAAAAACAGGCAUGACUCUGGAGUGGAAGUCACUGCAUGGACUCAUGUCACUGAUAAAAACCCUUUUCUGAACAUGAUUUCCUGCUGCCUUCACAAAUACAGGUUAAAACUUUAUAUAGAGGAACCCACUGAAGACGGACUGAGUCUGAAAACUGUUGUGUCGUCUGAGGAAUCAAGAUUGGACAGUCUUUGUGGAAAUCAUUGACGCCACUUCCUCUCCUCUGAAACUUAAAAACCAGUGUCCCUGAUGGUACUGAAAUACACAAGUGCCCAUGUCAGGGAUAAUUUAUACACCUGAGAAGGUGCCUUUAGUGCUGAACAACAAAAACAGGUGUAGGAGCGAUAGAUAUCAGCAUCCAGAAAACUUCCUUUUUCUUCUUGGUUGUUAAAAUAAACAGCGAUGUAUCGCAGUGAUAGAUGUGACACCUAACUUUAAAAAAAAUCAUGUUUCUGUAAUCACAUUAAAAAUAAGCAUUAGUUUAUUAAUGAAAGAUGAAAUUUUCAGUUCCAACAUUUGAUUAAUCGUAUUUUUGCUAAUUUGAAUAAAAAAAUAGUUCAAAUGAUUUACAAACGAUCAGAUUCUGUUCAUUAAAAUUUUACGCAGCGCCUCGACUUUUGUGAAAUCAGGGUAAAUGACUCUGCAGCAAACUGACUGAGCAUAAUUCAAAUAGCUGGCUGUGCCCUUUAAUCCUGAAUUACAUGUACUGUAAUAAUGGUGAGCUAAAAAAGAGAGGCAUUUCUUUGGUGCCACAUAAAUUUAGAGGCAAAAAAAGGCAUGCAUUGGAUUGAAUCUUGAAACAAAUGAAGUUCAUGUUUUGGGUUUAAUAAGACGACAAAUUUCUAAAAGCUGUAGGUGAUCUGAAAGCCAUCUCCUUGCUCUAAAUAAGAUUAUAUCCUAUUUGCCUUUUUAUAAUUUUAGUCUGCACUGGCCUUCGCUCUUGUGAGCUAGUUCCUUUAGGGGAUCAUUUAAAAAAACAUUUAUUUUCUGCUUCAUUAAGUCAAAUCAAAGAGUUUCAUGCAAAUAUCUGAUUUAAUUGGACUUUUUUCUAAAAAAUGCAUUUAUUCCCCCUCUUAGUGGAACUAGCAUGCAAAGCCUCAACUGACUCUGGCUGACUCUGAACUGCACAAGCAUGUUGAAGGAAAUGAUCCAAAAACACUGUGAGGAGCAGGUGUGCAGAAACUCCCAGGAGUAGUUUGUAUUUAUGUGCUACCAAUAAAUGAUGAAUGAACCCCUGGUGGUCACCAUGAGAGGUGCUGUGCAGGUAAGCAGGAACCAGAACAUGUAUUUCCCAUGUCCAAAAACUCCUGGAGCCCCAGUGUCUGUGGCAUGCUGGCUGUUGUGGGGGAGCCCUGUGUUCUGAUCUCUGAUCUCUUCGUUUUUAACGCCAGGUUUUAUCUUCUUACCUUCCCGCUACAGAAACUCCAGGAUGACGACGACGACGAGGAGGGAGAGACGGGCCUGACGGAGGAGGAGAAAGAGGAAGAGGAGAAGGAGCAGGAGAAGCUGGGGAAGCUGCAGUACUCCAUCGAUUAUGACUUUGAGAAUACGAAGGUCGGUAUUCGCUGCAACUGACAUCAUAUGACAUUAUAGAAACCAGAGGUGAGGUGUUCUCUCGCCGCUUCAGACUCAUUUUUAUCACGUCUAAUAAAGUAACUUUUGCUUAGGGGAGAGAAAUAUGCAUCAAAUAUUUAAUUUAACUAAAAGAUACAUUGAGUAGAAAAAGGAAAAUUUAGCUAAACUUAGUGGACAGACUAUCACCCCUCCUAGGGCUGGGCAAUAAACCGAAAAUUUACCGAUACCAAAAUUUACAAUAAUAGCUGACGUCAUUUUGCCCAUAUCGGUAUAUUCUGUGUCGAAAAAUAUAUAAAAAAUGGUUUUGGAUGUGUGUAGGUAGGCUAUGGUCUCAUGACCCUUUAAGACGCUGUCCUACGUCAGAGACGUGACUCCACCCCAUCCAGUCUGUAACAAAGAGGGAAAGACAGGUGAGGAGAUGGAGGACGUGAUAUUGAUUUGAGGCCAUAUCGCCCAGCCCUCUGUGCUCCUGUAUAGAUAUAAAAGUUUUAUUCUUCAUCAACAAAACUAAAUGAUUUUUAUAUCCAGGUGACUAAACUCUGAUUAAAACAAACUUUGAAAUGUUAUCGAUGAUAUUUCGGGGCGUCAGAGAGAGAACGCAGAAAACAAAGUAUUGAUCUUUACAGGGUCGGUUUUAUUUGUCCCCUCUGUUUGUUCAGCCCCCAUACAACUUCAAUUUAUGAUAUUUAUGAUGUCUCCAUACACCGCCAUAACUCUUACUGUGUGACACUGAAGGAAAACGUCUGACAUUCAACAUGAUUCCACCCGGACAGGAAGUCUGCGGUGAUUGAUCACAAAGCUCAAGUUGUCAGACGAUGUUAUAGAAGCGAUUUCUGCUGCAGUGACCCUGAAACGGAUGAAAAAUCCUCCAAACUUUGGGUUUUCUUUUCUUCUUAAACUUCUCUUUUAUCCUACAGCUCACGAUUGGCAUCCUUCAAGCUGCAGACCUCAUAUCCAUGGACUCAGGCGGAACCUCAGACCCGUACGUCAAAGUCCAGCUCCUGCCCGACAAGAAGAAGAAAUAUGACACCAAAGUUCACAAGAAAACCCUGAACCCGGUCUUCAACGAGACCUUUGUGUUUAAGGUAAACCUUCUUCUCUGCUCUGCGUUCAUUUGAAGCUGUAAACAGAAAGACAUCAAACAUUCAUGGACGACAGUGAGAGAGUCCGCAUUAUAGAUACUCAUCCUGACCCCACCACCACGUCGGAGCGUCCUUUACUCUGUUAGAGAGAGAGAGUACCGGCUGGGUCUGGUCUUGGACUCACUGGUCUGUGCAGCUUUAAGUACACGCUGCUCUUUUCUAUCCUGGAUAAUAAAUCCCAGAGGGACUCCACGAGGCUGAGCUGCAGGCCGGGAGAAUCUGCCCGCCUGAAAAUAUGCAGCAGCAGGAAAAACAAAUUUAGCCGCACUUUCAUUUCACAAACAGAUUUGAUUGGAAAUGGAAAUAUUGUUCUGUAAAUAAUCACUUUUCCCUUUUUUAAUCUAAAACCUUUUGUUUGUGUUAUUAUGAUUCAUUUCUUUAUUGUGAUUGUGUGCAGGAAACAAUCAUAAUAGUUUAGUAUAACUGGUCACAAACAAACUAAUAGAGUCCCUGAGCCACAGAGCUUUGCUGAUUCUUAUGCUCCAAAUUAGUGCUCUACUGGUCUAAAGGUCUAAGUCCACCCUAUAUUCAGAGGUUAUUCCUCUAGUGGGCAGCCUGGGUUCGAGCUUUUUUCCUGCGUGUCAUUUCCUGCUCUAUUCACCGCCCUGUGGAUAGACUAACUCUCUUAAAAAUCCUCAUCUUCAUAUCGGAGAACUUUAAUCAUCUGGAGCUUUUGAACUUUUUAGACUUUUUUGAAUUUAUUUGAACAUGAACAACAAUUAAACAGUUCAAAUUAAAGACAUAAACACACAAAAAAACAUAGAAAAACAGAAAGAAAACAAAAACAGAGUCAAAUAAUUUUGUCAUUUUCGUGUUCAAAGAUGGAGUAGGAGGAAGUGGAAACUUGUCUGGUCCCACCCCUUCAGCUUGCACGAACUAUCAGUAAUUCGUUUACCUGCUUCCAGUUAAUAAUAACAACAAUAAUAACAAACUUUUCUUACUUCAGUAAAAUCAUUCGUUGUAAUUAAUCAAUUUUUAGAGUUACGCCAUCUUUUAAGAAUCCAUUCAUCCAGAAAACUUUGUAAAAAUCCUCAAACUCAUGGGAUUUUUUCACCUUUAUUUGUUCAUGGAGUCACUUAUUUAAAAAAAACAAUAACUGAGAUGUUCAUCCACAUGAUUUUUUACCCGUCCAUCAGGUCCCUUAUGAGGAACUCGGUGGAAAGACUCUGUGCAUGUCCGUCUACGACUACGAUCGAUUCUCCAAACACGACGUCAUCGGAGAGGUGAAGCUCCCCAUGAACACCAUCGACCUCGGGCGGCCCAUCGAGGAGUGGAGGGAUCUGGAGAGCGCGGAUCAGGAGGAGGUGCUGUUGAGAUUCACGCUUUUCAAAUCAGAAUUAUUGAUAUUUGAUGUUUAUUUGAGGAUCGUCCUCCUGAGAUGAAGCGUCUUAUCUUAAGGGGGCGCUAAAAACAAGAUUCAUUAGUGUUCAAACUUUCAAGCCAAACUAAAACUUAUCAUUUUCUGUGACUUGGUCUAAAAGUAAUAAAUGAUCUUUGAAUUCAUCGGCUCAGAAAUCAGGAGCUUUUACACAUAAAAAAUCACCUCAGAGCAAAAAUGAGACUCUAGUUUAUCUCUAAAACCUUCAGCUUUCAAACCUGAUAUCCUCUCGUUUUCUCCAAGUUUUCCUGGAGUUCAUUAUCUUAAAGUACAGAAAAACUGGCGCCUCUGUGGCUGAUGAGCGUGUGUGCUUGUCAUUUCUGUCUCUCCUCUCUGUGCUGACCACUCAGCCUGAGAAACUCGGAGACAUCUGCAUCUCUCUGCGUUACGUCCCCACCGCCGGGAAACUGACCGUCUGCAUCCUGGAGGCCAAGAACCUGAAGAAGAUGGACGCCUGCGGGUUAUCUGGUAAUGAAACACAAAUGUUCACUUCAUAAAAACACAAUCUAGUUUGAUAGACUUUUGUUAGAACUGGUACUUUUCCUGUAAAAUAUGAUGUCUGGUUUGAGUUUUACUGCUAACUGGAGGUUUGAAUCCUCUUCCUUAAACAUUUCAACAACAAAAAUCACAGUUUCAGAGUUUCCUUCACUGUCCUCAAAGUCCUCAAACAUGAAGCACAAUGUUAUAAAUUUAUCUGCACACCGAUGGUCACCGCACCUGUUCAGACCAGCUUUUGGUCUUCACAGCACAUUCCCAACAUCAGAGAAUCAGAAACAGUUCAUACAUGAAUGAAAUGGUCAUAAAUAUUUACCUGAAGUGAUAAAAUGUAAGAAAAGAUAAUAACACAGCUCUGAUCUUCGGUUUUUACUGACAACCGUCGCAUUGAUGCUCUUUUUAGAUCCUUAUGUGAAGAUCCAGCUGCUGCAGGGCGGCAAACGUCUGAAGAAGAAGAAGACCACGGUGAAGAAGAACACCCUGAACCCCUACUAUAAUGAAUCCUUCAGCUUUGAGAUCCCUCUGGAGCAGAUGCAGGUACGGACCACACACCAAACCGACCCCUUAAUAAUGUAUGUCCCUCUGUGCAAGAAAGAGUUUCAUUAAAGGCACCGGGAGGAGUUUUUAACAAAAUCUGAAAUAGUCUGACUGGAACGUCUUUAUGAACUUCGUAGUAAAAGGAUCAGAUUAUGUCUGCAGACUGAAUUUUAGUGCCAACAAGCCAAUUUUAUAUCCAAGAACUCAGUGUGUCUGCGAUCAGAGCUCCACUGACUCUGAACAUGUGAGUGAUUGACUGCUCUGAGGAAAAGUGUUAAACCGAACACUUAUUUACAUUUUUCUGAGGACUCACACGGGGGCUGUGACAGGUACGAGUAAGUCUGCACAUCUGGUCACCUUUUGUAAUUACGUCUUGUUAAUUACAGUUGAUAAUUUCAUGCAACUCAUCACUUUGCAUCCUGCAAAUAUCAAACUGGUCUGAAUAUAACACAGGGAUUAAAAUACUGAAAAUACAAUCAAAGAAAACUGGGGUCACCUACAGAAUAUUCUUGUUUACAACAUCAGCUCUUGAAAGAAGAUUAAGGCCACAAGAAGAGAAAAAAAAUGAUUACAGGAGAGAGAGUUUUUUUAAUUUCGAGAUUAAAGUCGAGAUGUAAAAGAGUCUAAAUGAAAAAAUAGAAUUUUUUGACAUUAAAGUCAAAAUUUGGAGAUUAAAACAGUCAAAAUUUUGUGAAUAGAGUCAAAAUUAUUGACAUAACUAUUGAGAUAAUUUCUAUUUUUUUAUCUUGAAAUUUCAACUUUAAUCUUCUUCUUGUAGUUAUUUUAUUUCUCUUUAUGUGGCCCUAAUCCUCUGUUGUAAAAACCCAAACUGUCUGAUGAAGCAAAUCACCAUCAAAUCCAGUCGCUCUGUCAGAUCUCCAAUAAUAAUAUAUAUAUUUUUUUUUUUAGAUUAUUUCGAGUUGAAGUUCCUGUGAAAACUUUGUAGCUGCUGAACGAAACUGACCGAAGUUUUUGACUCUGUUAUUUCUGACAUAUAAAAUCGAUGGUGGAGUCGGAUGGGAGGACGUCAGAUCAGCUGUUUUCUGGAGUUCUACUACAAUGAUUACGGUUGUUUUGUUUGUUGCAAAUUCAUGCUUUGGAUUUCGACACACAUUACAGAGUGCUCAUGGGAAAUGCAGUCUUCAUCUGAUUUCAUGAAAGCUCCUCACAGUGUCUUUAAACCCUCAGACUCACUCCUUCUCUUUUUCUAUUGUUGACACUCACCAGACGUCCCUCACUCUCUUUUUCUAUUGUUUACACUGAACAGCUGUUCCUCGCUCUCUUUUUCUAUUGUUUACACUGAACAGCUGUUCCUCACUCUCUUUUUUUAAUGUUUACACUGAACAGCUGUUCCUCACUCUCUUUUGUUUGACAGAAAAUCUUGGUGGCGGUCACAGUCUUUGAUUACGACAAGAUCGGUAAGAACGACGCCAUCGGAAAGAUCUUCGUCGGCAGCAAGGCGACCGGCCUGGGUCUGAAGCACUGGUCCGACAUGCUCGCCAACCCUCGCCGCCCCAUCGCUCAGUGGCAUGCGCUGCAGCCAGAGGAGGAUAUCGACGGUCAGCUGGCGUCCUUGGCUGCAAAGAAGUAA
Messenger RNA from Xyrichtys novacula (pearly razorfish), 44746 nucleotides. The record is from the annotation of a GenBank genome assembly. NCBI's taxonomy places the organism in Eukaryota, Metazoa, Chordata, Actinopteri, Labriformes, Labridae.